AUGGCUACGCAGCAGGUCCCCUCUGCGUCCACCUCACAGCUUGGGAUCCCCACUGCGACAACUACAACUCCAAGCCAUGCUUCGACCCAGGACCUCGAACAAGCUCUUGCCUGGAACGAUGGCAACGCCCCCGAAAUCAUCGAUUCCUGUGUUCAUCAAUUAGUCGAGAACCAGGCGCGAAUUCGCCCGCAUGCCUCAGCUGUCCAUGCUUGGGAUCGCCACUUCACCUACAGCGAGCUCAACUCGGCAGCCAACCGCUUGGCGCACCAUCUUGUGGACGAUCAGGGCGUCGGACUGGAAGACAUUAUUCACGUUUGCUUUGACAAGUCGGCAUGGUACUGUGUCGCCAUCCUCGCCAUCAACAAGGCGGGGGCGAUGUGGGCACCCAUUGACCCAUCACACCCUCUCGAGCGGAACCAGUCCGUGGUCUCACAGACGCGCUCGAAACUCAUCAUCACAUCGCCAACCCAUGCCGAGCUCGGAGGUAAGUUGGUUGGAAAAGUCGUUGAGCUCACACCACGCCUGGAUGUACACUUGGCUCGCAACAAGCCCGAGUCUAGCAACGCUGCGCCCGCGAGUGAUGUGUGCCCCCGUAACGCUGUUUACAUCCUAUUCACUUCUGGCAGCACAGGCGUCCCCAAGGGAUUUGUCAUGGAGCAUGGCUCUGUCUGUACCUCACAAACAGCGAUCGCAAGAAGACUCGGGUUGUCGGUCGACGUGCGCAUAUUACAAUUCGCGACAUUCGUUUUUGACUUGUCUAUUGGCGAGAUUAUCGGGCCCCUGAUUUCCGGCGCCUGUAUCUGCGUUCCUAGCGAGGAGGACCGACUAAACGCCCUGCCCGAAUUUAUUCGCGAGAAAGGAAUCAACUGGGCCUAUUUUACACCUGCAUUCACCCGUACAUUAAGACCCCAGGAUUUCCCCGAACUCGAGCUUCUCCUGCUGGCAGGCGAAGCUGUUGGUCGGGACGUGCUGGAAACAUGGUUUGGCAACGUACGCUUGAUCAACGGAUGGGGACCUGCAGAGACAUGCUGCUUCUCGACCCUCCAUGAGUGGAAAUCAAAGGACGAGUCGCCGUUGACAGUGGGGCGACCUGUCGGCGGCCUUUGUUGGAUUGUCGACCCGGAAGACCCUAGCAGAUUGAUGCCCAUUGGGGAGGAAGGCGAGGUCGUGAUCCAGGGACCAACUAUCCUAAGAGAAUACCUCGCCGACAAGGAGAAGACCGAGAAAUCCAUGGUCGGAAGUCUUCCCGGCUGGGCACCCUUUCAAGAGUCCUGGCACUAUAGCCGCUUCUACAAAUCGGGUGAUUUGGCGAUGUAUAACAGCGACGGCACUAUCAAAUUUGCGAGCCGUAAAGACACCCAGGUUAAGAUUCGCGGUCUACGUGUGGAAUUGGGAGAAAUCGAGCAUCAUAUCCGUCUGUUGCUCCCCGGAGCGCGUCAGGUGACCGUGGACGUACUCAAGACCCAGGCGAGCGCCAAUCUCGUCACCUUUUUCAGCUUUACCGACGAGUCACGGCCGAGCAGCGAAAUGUACGAUGAAGACGCCGACGAUGUAUUCCUUUCUCUUUCCGAGGAGCGCCGCGCGCAGCUUGCCGACAUGGUGGGCCAGCUUGCCUCCAAGUUACCAAGCUAUAUGAUACCCACCAUGUUUAUUCCUUGCCGCUUCAUGCCUUUUAUUAACUCUACCAAGUUGGACCGCAAGGGCCUCCAGGCCAAGACUGCGUCCUUGGCCAAGGAUGUGCUUGCCGCCUACACCCUGCAAACCUCGAGCGCCUCCAAGGCUGCGCCGGAGACCGAUAUGGAGGAGCGUCUGCAGAAGAUCUGGGCCGGCGUUUUGAAUAUCCCCGCUGAGACGGUUGGACGCGACGAUAACUUUGUGCGCAUGGGCGGAGACUCGGUUGCUGCGAUCAGGCUUGUCAAUAAUGCGCGUGCCCAAGGGAUCGUCUUGCAGGUCAAGAAGAUUUUUGAAGAGCCGCGACUUUGGCGCAUGGCUGCUAUGGCAGUCGAGGUGGAUGUCAAUGAUGCGGCCGGCACUGAAGAUUCGGCUAUUGCACCUUUCAGCUUGCUGCCAAAAUCCCUUCGCGAGCUUGCGCGCAGUGACGAUGUGCGCCAGCAAUGCAAUCUGUCGCGGGACCAGGUCGUGGAAGAUGCCUACCCAUGUUCUCCUUUACAAGAAGGUUUGAUGGCUCUGGCUGUCAAAAACCCAGGAUCAUACAUUGCCAAGUGGAUCUACCGGCUGCAGAAGGAUGUGGACGUGCGUCGCUUCAAGAUUGCCUGGGAGCGCACGGUUGAAGCCUGCACAAAUCUGCGAACAAGGAUCAUCCAGAUGCAAGGUUUGACCACGCAAGUUGUUGUCAAAAACGACUUCUCGUGGGAACCUACAGAUGGCAUGACCCUCUUCGAGUUUGUCAAGAGCACAGAGUCCGUCACUAUGGGCUUUGGAUCGAGGCUCAACCGCCAUGCGCUUGUUCGUGGAUCUGACGGCGAGCACUACUUCAUCUGGGUCGGUCACCAUACAGUAUAUGACGGGUGGACCAUCAGCCUUCUACUGAACACAUUCAAGGAUGCCUAUAACGCAACAUCCGACACGGCACUGGCUCCCUAUGCGUCGUUCAUCAACUAUGCGAAGACACUCGACCCUGCAGAGACCGUGAAGUACUGGCGCCAACAACUCCACGGUGCCAACCGCGCGGCUUUCCCUCCUAACCCCAAGCCCACAGACCAUGCUGCGGACGCAAAUGAUCUGACAAAGACGUACAGCAAGCAGAUCGACUUCCCAGACCUCGACGACGACUCGAUCACCAAGGCUACGGUGCUACGUGCAGCUUGGGCCCUCCUGAUCUCGAGAUAUUCCGAUUCGGAAGAUAUCACUUUUGGAUCAACUGUUUCCGGUCGCCAGGCACCCAUCACGGGCAUCGAAAACAUGCCCGGACCUGCCAUCGCAACAGUCCCCGUGCGUGUGACUGUCGACAAGACCCAGACCACCGCCGAUUUUCUCGUCGGCAUCCAAGAGCAAGCCCUCGACAUGGUUGCGUACGAGCAAUAUGGCCUCCAAAACAUAGCCAAGGUCAGCAGCGACGCUGGUGACGCAUGCGAAUUCUCGUCUCUCCUUGUCCUGCAGCCUAUGAAGUACCUGACAGGCGUCGCCGAGGAGCUGCUGGAGCAGUGCAGUGCCGAAGGCCGCAAGAUUGAGGAGCUGCCCGAAGGCUACUUCAACUAUCCAUUGGUCGGACAGUGCUACGUAUACGACGACUACGUGAAUCUUGCUUUGACGUACAAGUCGGACGUACUGAGCGAGUCGACUCUUCAGGCAUUGGCUAGCCAAUACGGCAACGUUGUCGAACAGCUUCUCCUGCAAAGGGAGGCCACGCUGGGGGAUGUUGCCGUGGCUGGUCAGUGGGAUCUGGACACGUCGUAUCGCUUCAACUCGGUUGUCCCCAACGUCGUUAGCUCAACGCUUCACGAGAUGAUUGAGGAGCAAGCGCGUGUGCGUCCUGAAGCGCCCGCUAUUGUGGCUUGGGAUCUCGAGCUAUCUUACGCCGACUACAAUCGCGCUGCCAAUAGGUUAGCUACCCUUCUGGUGGAUGACUAUGGCGUCAAAAUAGGCGAUUUGAUCCACGUCUGCUUCGAGAAGUCAGCUUGGUACUUUGUCGCGAUUCUGGCUAUCAUGAAGGCGGGCGCCGCAUGGGUGCCGCUUGACGCCGGGCAUCCUGCUCAACGUCAGCAACAAGUUGUUUCGCAGACGGGUGCUUCCUUAGCCCUGACAUCGACAAGAAAUGCGUCUAUCUGUGACGGUUUGGUCAAGGACGUUCUUCAAGUGCAUGCUGAGCUCGACCAGCAGCUCAGGUCUUCCAGGUCGGAUACCAACCUCACUGGCAAAGCGACCCCUGGAGAGGCAGCCAGCGCCACAGCUAUUGGUCAACGCCUUGGUCUCUCGCCCAGCGUCCGUAUGCUUCAAUUUGCCGCCUUUGUCUUCGAUCUCUCUAUCGGCGAAAUCUUUGGUCCGUUGACGCAUGGUGGCUCUAUUAUCAUUCCGUCAGAGGAGAUCAGGAUGAACGGCAUCAAACAGUUCAUCAAUGACAUGCAGGUCAACUGGUCCUACCUAACCCCCUCAUUUGCUAGGACCCUUCGACCCGACGAGCUCCCCACCCUCGAGUUGUUGCUGUUCGCUGGUGAGGCCGUUCCUCGCGAUGUUUUCGACAAAUGGUUCGGCAAGGUGCGGUUGAUCAACGGCUGGGGCCCAGCCGAGACUUGUUGCUUCAGCACGUUGCAUGAGUGGCAGUCGGCUGACGAGUCCCCCUUGAACAUUGGACGCCCCGUGGGCUCAUUCUGCUGGAUCGUUGAACCCCAGAACCCGAGCCACAUAGCGCCCAUAGGCACCCUAGGCGAGGUUAUGAUUCAAGGUCCGACCUUGCUUCGUGAGUAUCUGGCCGAUAAGACCAAGACGGAUGCUGCGUCCGUCUACGAGCUGCCUGAGUGGACGCCUCGUCGCACCGAUGCUUCGUUCAAGCGCUUCUUCAAGUCAGGCGACCUCUGUAGCUACAAUCCCGAUGGCACCAUUGAAUUCUCGUCACGAAAGGACACGCAGGUCAAGAUUCGAGGUCUUCGUGUGGAAUUGGGCGAAGUUGAGCAUCACAUUCGGGCCAACUUCACGUCGGCUCGCCAGGUCGCUGUAGACGUGUUCCGCACCGAAGCUGGCGCUAACCUUGUCACUUAUUUUUGUAUCAACGAUGAGUCCAAGACUGCUGGCGCCGACGACCAGGUCUUCCUCCCCUUGAGCUCGGAGAUGCAGACUGAACUAAGCAGCAUGGUGAGCGAGCUAAGUGUUCACCUCCCGCGCUAUAUGAUCCCGACGCUUUUCAUCAACUGCAAAUUUAUGCCCUUCAUCACCUCGACCAAAUUGGACCGUAAGGGUUUGCAACAACGCACUGCCGCAUUGACACAGGACCAGCUGGCACAGUAUGCAUUGGUAGAUAGCGAGAAGAGACCCCCUGAAACCGACAUGGAAUACCGGAUGCAGAAAAUUUGGGCGCGGACGUUGAAGCUGGCGCCCGAGACGAUAGGCCGCGACGACAGCUUCCUUCGUAUCGGUGGUGAUUCGAUAGCAGCUAUCCACUUGUUGACGGCUGCUCGCGAGGACAAGCUGCUCCUGACGGUCAAGGACAUCUUUGAUGAUCCCCGUCUUUCGAGCGUCGCCGCCAAGUGUGAGUUUGCUAACGAGGGUGCGCCUGACUAUACGGAUCUGUCUGAAUUUUCCCUUCUCGACCAGUCUCGUCGCGAGCUCGUGGCCGUUGAGACUCGGCAACAGUGCGUCCUGACAACGCAGCAAGUUGUUGAUGCUUAUCCCUGCACAGCAUUGCAAGAGGGUUUGAUGGCUCUAUCCAUGAAGCAGCCUGGUUCCUACAUUGCGAAGUGGGUUUAUCGCAUUAGCGACGAGGUUGAGACAUUGGCCUUCAAGACUGCCUGGGAGACGACUGUGGCGACCUUGCCAAACCUGCGAACAAGGAUGGUGACAAUACAAGGCAAAACUAUACAGUCAAUCGUAACGGAUGAUGUGGAGUGGGAGAACACGGAGGGCUUGACACUGUCCGCCUUUCUGGAGGCCGCGCAAGAUAUCAAGAUGACCUUUGGGUCCCGACUCAGCCGUUACGGUCUUGUUGUGAAAGGCGAUUUUCGAUACUUUGUCUGGAUCGCUCACCAUGCUAUCUAUGAUGGAUGGACCAUGCGACUGAUGCUAAGUACGCUCACAGACGUCUACCAAGGCUAUGAAUCCCUAGAGCUGAAGCCUCACGCGAGCUUCAUCAAGUAUGUGCAGAGUAUCAACCUAGAGGACGCGGUAAGCUUCUGGCGUACCCAACUGGAGGACGCAAAGAAAGCCACCUUUCCUCCGACUGCCAAGCUAGCUGGUGCGUCCUCUUCCUCAGCCCACAAGGUCACUCGCCUUAUGCGCAACCGGAUCGAGUUUCCAAAUACCAACACCUCCAUCACCAAAGCCACAAUUAUCCGGGCUGCCUGGGCCAUUGUGCUGGCGCGCUACUGCGAUACUGAUGAUGUGACCUUUGGAACAACUGUCUCCGGUCGUCAAGCCCCUGUUCCGAACCUGGGUGAGAUGCCCGGGCCCAUGGUAGCUACUGUACCCGUCAGAGUUCGCUUGGACCGUGACCAGCGCAUCUCCACGUAUCUGCACCACAUUCAGACGCAGGCGUCGGAAAUGAUUGCCUACGAGCAAUUCGGCAUGCAGCAUAUCGGCAAGAUCAGCCCGGCAGCUGAAGAGGCUUGCGACUUCUCUUCGUUGCUGGUGAUCCAACCUUUCCAGCAGAUGGCCGCCGUCGGCGCGCACUCUGACGCAAUAAUCGAGAUGGAUUCGUCUGCUAAGCACGGCACUGAAGACACCCUUGAGGGCUAUUUCUCGUACCCCUUGGUGCUACAGGGGGAGGUUUCAGAUGAUCAUGUGGAUCUUGUGCUCACGUACGACUCUGAGAUUCUCCAAGAGGUGCAAAUGACCCAGCUGUCACAUCAUUUUGAGCAUGUUGUAAAACAGCUGUUGGCUCAAGAUAACACUCCCAUCUCUGAGAUUUCCGUGGCCGCACCCUGGGACCUUGAGAAGGCCUUCGCGUACAAUGACGAGGAGCCCGAACUUGUCGAAUUGACCCUCCACGACCAAAUUGCUCUCCAAGCUGAGAGACGCCCUGAUGCACCAGCUAUCGAUGCGUGGGACAAGAGACUUACGUACAAGGAGUUCAACGCUGCGGCCGACCGCCUUGCCAGUUUCCUCGUGGAGGAAUACAGCGUUGAGGAUGGAGAUCUCGUACACGUUUGUUUCGAGAAGUCGGCGUGGCACUUUGUCGCCAUCCUGGCCAUCAUGAAGGUCGGAGCGGCUUGGGUUCCCCUGGAACCUGGUCACCCUACAGAGCGCCAGCGCCAAGUCACUGGCCAGACCAAGGCGAAGCUCGCGCUUGUUUCCCCCGGAAACGCUCCGAUGGCCAAGGAGCUGUUGGAACAGAUUUUGGAAGUGACACCUGAACUUGACCAAGAACUCGCCAACAGGUUUGCACAGGGACCGAAUCUCCAGAUCUCCCCUCGCAACGCCGCCUACGUGCUGUUCACCUCUGGUUCAACCGGAACGCCCAAGGGUCUCGUCAUGGAGCACGGAUCUGUUAGCACCUCUGCUCGAGCUAUCGGGAAGAGGCUUGGUCUGGAUUCUACCGUUAGGAUGCUGCAAUUCGCCGCCUUUGUGUUCGAUCUUUCUAUCGGCGAAAUCUUCGGGCCGCUCACCCACGGUGGCUGUCUCUGCAUCCCUUCGGACCACGAUCGUCUCAAUAACUUGACCGGCUACAUCCGCAAUGUUCAGGUCAACUGGUCGUACUUGACACCUGCCUUUGCGCGAACGAUCAAGCCCGAAGAUGUUCCUUCUUUAGAGCUGUUGCUUUUUGCCGGCGAGGCUGUCCCUCGCGACGUCUUUGAACAGUGGUUCGGAAAGGUCCGCUUGGUCAACGGUUGGGGUCCAGCUGAGACUUGCUGUUUCAGCACUCUUCACGAAUGGAAGUCUUUUAAUGAAAGCCCCCUGACCGUUGGAAAGCCUGUCGGGGGCUUCUGCUGGAUUGUCGACCCUGACAACCCUCAAAAGCUCGCUCCCAUUGGCACGCUUGGCGAAGCUGUCAUCCAAGGCCCAACCAUUCUGCGCGAGUACCUGGCUGACAAGGCCAAAACUGGCGCCGCAACGGUUUAUAGUCUGCCCGAAUGGGCACCGAAGCGCGACACGGGCGCCCACGCUUAUGGACGAUUCUUCAAAUCUGGCGACUUGUGCAGCUACAACGCGGACGGAACUAUCGAGUUCUCCACGCGUAAAGAUACACAGGUCAAGAUUCGUGGUCUCCGGGUUGAAUUGGGCGAAGUUGAGCAUCACAUCCAGACUAACUUGGAGGGCGCGCGUCAGGUUGCCGUGGACGUCCUAAAGACCGAGACUGGAACCAACCUGGUAGCAUACUUCUGCUUCACAGACGAUUCCAAGACAGCCAGUGCGACAAGUUGUGACGCCGAGGGGCCUUUCAUGCCCCUGAGCCCCUACUUGCAAAACCAACUGACGGCGACGGUCGGAACACUGUCAAUCUCUCUGCCUCGUUACAUGAUUCCCACCCUCUAUAUCCCCUGCUCAUACAUGCCAUUCAUUACGUCUACCAAGCUUGAUCGCAGGGGUCUUCGUGCUGCCACCGCUGGCCUUAGUCAGGAUGAGCUCGCCACCUAUGCCCUCCAGGACAGCGAGAAGAGAGCGCCCGAGACGCCGAUGGAAGAGCGUCUCCAAACCGUCUGGGCUGAGAUCCUCAAUCGUGCAAAGGAGUCUAUAGGCCGUGACGAUAGCUUCCUGCGCAUUGGCGGAGAUUCAGUGGCCGCCAUCCAUUUGAUCACCACCUGCAGGAACGAGGGCAUCCAGCUCAGCGUCAAGGAUAUCUUUGACGACCCUCGUCUGUUUGCGGUGGCCUCCAAGGCUGUCGAGAUCGAUGCAUCUGCUGUGGAAACCAUAAUCGAGCCUUUCAGCCUCCUGGAUCCGAGUGCGCACCACUUCGUCCUGAACAAGGCCAUCCAAGAGCAAUGUGGCCUCGAGGCAACCCAAAUUAUGGACGCUUACCCUUGCACGCCCUUGCAAGAUGGCCUAAUUGCGCUAUCUGCCAAACAACCUGGGUCAUAUAUCACCAAGUAUUUCUUCAAAAUCCCUAGCGGAAUUGACUUGGACCGCUUCAAGUCGUCAUGGGAGAAGACCAUCGACCUUUGCGACAACCUACACACUAGAAUUGUUACGACAGGCCACGCUUCCGUGCAGGUCGUUGUCAAGGACGACAAGUCCUGGGAAGAUACUCAGGGCAUGAGCGUCGAUGAAUUCAUCGCUGACAGACAGAGCUACGAGAUGACCUAUGGCUCACGUCUCUGCCGCUUCGCCCUCAUUAACCAACCCAACGACGAGGAUUUCUUCGUCUGGGUGAUCCAUCAUUCCGUCAUUGACGGUUGGGCGUUACAGCUCAUCCAGCAGGUUGUCCACGAUAUAUACUGGGAUAACGGAAUACCCGUCGUUGAGCCCUACUCCGGCUUUGUCAAGUAUACUGAAAGCAUCGAACCUCAAGCUGCCGGUAACUACUGGAAGACUCAGUUAGAUGGCGCCACCAAACCGUCAUUCCCACCUACGUCCGGCGUCAACUCCGAAGGUGAUAUCCAGGUCACGACCAAGAAGAUCCGAAUGCCCCUUGAGAUGAACUCUUCCAUCACCAAGGCCUCUGUUCUGCGUGCCGCCUGGUCAAUCGUAUUGGCGCGUCACAACGGCGGGGACGAUAUCACCUUUGGCGCGACCGUCUCAGGCCGCAACGCCCCCGUCACAGGCGUGAAUAGCAUGACAGGCCCGGCUAUUGCUACGGUUCCUGUUCGUGUGACCAUAGACCGUCAGAAGGUCGUCUCUAAAUUCCUUUUAGACGUGCAGAAUCAGGCUUCUGAUAUGGUAGCCUACGAACAAUACGGAUUGAGCAACAUUUCCCGUGUGAGCAGCACGGCCAAGGAAGCCUGCGACUUUUCGUCCCUCGUCGUCAUCCAGCCGCGUCAGUUCAUGGAUAAUAUGGACGAAGCGUCAGCUGAUGCCGUCAUUGUGUUCGGACAGGACCAAUACGCUAUGACGGAAGAGCAAAUGAAACACUACUUCAACUAUCCGCUUGUUUUGCUUUCUUUGAUCUACGACGACCACAUCGAGAUCCGCUUCUUCCACAACACCGAUGCGCUGUCGGCAUACCAAGUCGAAGCAGUUGCUGAGCAAUUGGAUCACGUUGUCCAGCAAUUGCUCAAGCACCAGUCUUCCAAGCUUGGCGAUAUCUCUCUUGUCGGUCCGUGGGACCUGCGCCACGCUGAAGAGUCAAGCAAGGUUGCCGAUGCUACAGAGUCUUGCACCCACUGGCUUAUCGAGCAGCAAAUUGAGAGGCAGCCCGAGGCUGAAGCCGUCUCUUCCUGGGAUGCCGAAUUGUCUUAUAAGCAGCUUGGAAUUUACGCAUCUCGCCUGGCUACUAAACUCCAGUCUCUCGGUGUCGGUCCAGAGUCUCUUGUUCCGUUCUGCUUCCCGAAGUCGGCGUGGGCUGUCGUCACCAUGGUGGCCAUCGAGAUGGCUGGAGGUGCCUUUGUUCCCCUGGAUCCUAUGGCCCCGACUGGUCGUCUCCAGGGUAUCAUUGACGAUACCAUCUCCAAGCUAGUCAUCGUUGCUCCGUCCUGCAAAGAUGCCCUGAAAGAUGUACAGGUCGACACGUUUGUCUUGGACGAGACUAUCCUCAAGUCGCUGCCCGAUGUCAAUUCAGUUGCUACAGCUGUCAAGCCCGACAAUGCAUCAUUUGUCAUCUUUACCUCUGGUUCCACCGGAAAGCCAAAGGGAAUGGUGAUUGAGCAUCGCGCAAUCUGCUCUUCUGUCAGUGGGUACGGCGUGACACCUGGAAUUGGUCCAGGCUCGCGCGUUUUCGCCUUCUCGGCCUACACAUUUGACGUGGGCGUCCUCGAUGUCUUGGUCACCCUCGCGCGAGGUGGGACGGUCUGCGUACCUUCUGACCAUGACCGCCACAACAACAUUGCCGGGGCAAUCAACUCGACCAAGGCCAAUUGGGCUUUUCUGACUCCUACCGUGGCCAGCCUUCUCAAGCCCGCUGAUGUGUUAACACUCAAGACUCUGGGGCUGGGUGGCGAGGUCGUUACGAAGAAGGUUGUCGAGCAGUGGUCUGGUCAUGCUGAGCUCCACGGUCUCUACGGUCCCGCUGAGGCAUCUAUCUGCGCCUGGCGGAAAGACGUAGGAAAGGUCGGCAAGCCAAACAACCUCGGUGCGCCUCUGAUGUCCGCCUUCUGGGUUGUCGAACCUGACAAUGUGAAGCAAAUCGUCCCCGUUGGCUGCAUUGGGGAGUUGCUCAUCCAAGCUCCUACCCUGGCUCGUGGCUAUUUAAACGUUGACGACAAGACGAACAGCGUCUGGAUCGAGAAUGCUUAUUGGCUCCCUGGAUCCGGUAGCAAGCGAGCUUAUCAGACUGGCGAUCUCGUUCGUCGCAACGAGGAUGGCACUUUCGAUUACAUGGGUCGCAAAGAUACCCAAGUCAAGCUUCGCGGUCAACGUGUUGAGCUCGGCGAGAUCGAGUCCCGGAUUCACGCCCAUCUACCCGAGGGUAUGGACGCUAUUGUCGAGGUCGUUGACGAUGCCAUCAUGGCGCUUCUGUGGUACACCUCUGGCUCCAAGGACCAAGAGCUCACGGUAUUCGAAGAUGUAUCUAGCGACAAGCAGGCGUUGAUCUCCCGAGUUGACAAUGCGCUCAGCAAUGUUUUGCCCGCCCACAUGAUGCCUAUAAACUACCCAAUUUUCAAAGGCAAACCAGAGCAGCUCACCUCCGGCAAGGUCAACCGCCGACAACUCGCCGCAGCUGGUCGCGCUGUGACCCCUCACAAGCGCUCGAGGUUUUCUCCCGGCGCCCUGGACAGCGUACCUCCUACCGAGCCCAUGGAGCUUCGCCUGCGCGAUCUCUGGGCUGACAUCCUUGGAGUUGACGCUGAGACCAUCGGAAAGCACGAUAACUUCCUCCGCCUAGGCGGUGACUCUAUCAGUGCUAUCAAGCUCGUGACUCUCGCUCAGCAGAGUGGCAUCAGGUUGACCGUGGGCGCCAUCUUCAAAGAUUCCCGGUUGUCUGACAUGUCGGCUGUGGCUCAAACUGAAGAAAAAGAUGCUGAGUCCUUGGAGACGACGCCCUUCUCAUUACUUCCCGAGGCUGAGAUCGAGGACAUUAAGUCUGCUGUUCAGGACCAAUGUGGCCUUACGUCCAAGGACGUCAUUGAAGACAUCUUCCCCUGCACAAGUCUCCAAGAGGGUCUGAUGGCUCUCGCUAUCAAGCAACCGGGAUCGUACCUGGCCAAGGAGGUUUACCGCCUCUCAAGCGAUGUAGACAUUGCCAGGUUCAAGCAGGCUUGGGAGCACGUCGUUGAGAUGAGCACAAACUUACGCACCCGCAUUGUCCGUGUCGGGGACCAGAUCCUGCAGACUGUUAUCAAGUACUCAUCUUGGGAGAGCACUCGUGCUCACGACAUGCGAUCGCUGAUGGCUGAGGCCGCCGCGACUGAUAUCACUUUGGGUUCUCCCCUGUGUCGUUACGCACUCUUCAAAGAGGACGAUGGCUCCUACUAUUUCGGCAUCAUCAUCCAUCACGCGAUCUUUGACGGCUGGACUCUGGGUUUGAUUUUCAACGCUCUUCGUUCAGGUUACGCGGGCGAGGAAGUUUGCGAUUUCAACCGAUAUGCCUCGUUUGUCAAGUAUGUGCAACACAUUGAUCAGGGUGCUGCCACCGAAUUCUGGAAGAAGCAACUCAUGGGCGCUCGAAGGGCCACAUUUCCACCUUUAAAGCCUCCCGUUGCCGAGAACAAGUCCAAGACACGCAUCCUGAGCCGCAAGUUUGACUUCAACUAUAUGGGCAAUUCUUCAAUCACCCGCGCGACUAUCUUGCGUGCCGCAUGGGCCAUUGUCCUUGGCAGAUACAGUGAUUCGACCGACGUGACCUUUGGUGCUACUGUGUCAGGCCGAAAUGCAUCUGUUCCGGGCCUCACUGAGAUGACAGGCCCGACCAUUGCCACUGUCCCUGUUCGCAUCCGGAUGGACAGGAGCACGCUUGUGCCAGACUUCUUGCAAUCGAUCCAGAUGCAAGCAUCCGAGAUGGUCGAGUUUGAGCAGUUUGGUCUUCAGAACAUCUCAAAGAUCCAUCCAGAUAUUGCAGAGGCCACUCGCUUCUCUUCGUUGGUCGUGGUGCAGCCCUUCCAGCAGAUGGGUUUGGCUUCCGCUGGCAGCGAGGCGGAGCUUUUCACCGUCGACGAAGGCAAGUUCAAGCCCGAGGAGGCCAUGUCGGGCUACUUCAGCUACCCCCUUGUCCUUCAGUGCAUUCUUCUCGAGGAUCAAGUAGAGCUGGCUCUUACGUACGAUGCCAAUGUGACCACACAGGAGCAGUUGUCCGCCCUCUCGUACCAAUUUGAGGGCGUUGUUCACCAGUUGCUGUCUCCUCGACCGAAGCCACUUGGCGCGAUCGACGUCGCUUCCCAAUGGGACAGACUGCAGGCUGUCCGAUGGAAUGCCGAGAAGCCUGACAUCUGGCACACAUGUAUCCACGACGUUAUCGAGGAGCAGGCUGGCACAAGGCCCGAUGCUAUCGCUGUUCGUGGGUGGGACUACCGUCUCACCUACAGGGAGUUGAUUCAGCACGCCAACCGACUCGCCAACCACCUUGUCAACGACUACGGCGUCAAAAGUGGUGACCUGAUUCACGUCUGCUUUGACCAUUCGGCUUGGUUCUAUGUCGCCACAUUGGCUACCAAUAAGGCUGGAUCAGCUUGGGUGCCUCUUGAGCCCUCGCAGCCUCCACAACGUCACAAGCAGGUUGCUGACCAGACCAUGGCGAAGAUCUGCCUGGCCUCGGUGAACCACGUCGAGAAGUGCAAGCAGCUGUUCCCCACUGUCAUUGGUGUCGAUAAAACCCUGGAUUCGCAGCUCGUCGAGUCUGGUGUGGAGACUGACAAGGGGCCUGAUGUUGCGAUCACACCUCGCCACGCAGCCUACGUGCUCUUCACCUCUGGUAGUACCGGUACCCCGAAGGGUCUUGUUAUGGAGCACAUCAGUGUCUGCACGUCCAUGAGGCAUGCGAAUGCCCGCAUUGGUCUCUCGCCCAAGGUCAAUGUCCUGGACUUUGCGUCUUAUGUCUUUGACAUGACCAUUUGCGAAGACUUUGCUCCCCUCAUGUACGGCGGUACUGUCUGCGUGCCCAACGAAGACACUAGGAUGAACGGACUCAUUGAAUUCAUCAACGAGAUGGACAUCAAUGCUCUUUACAUGACGCCUGCGUUUGCACGUACCAUCAAGCCCGCCGACGUGCCCCAGGUCAAUCUUUUGGUGUUUGCGGGCGAGGCCGUGCCAAAGGAUGUCUUUGACCAGUGGUUCGGACAUGGUGUCCGCAUGUUCAAUGGUUGGGGUCCCGCCGAGACUUGCGUCUUCGCUACACUGCACGAGUGGACAUCGGCUGACGAGUCACCACUAACCGUCGGCCGGCCGAUCGGUGGCUACUGCUGGAUUGUUGAUCCCGACGACCCUACCAAGCUUGCGCCCAUCGGUACUGAGGGUGAAGUUGUCAUCCAGGGACCUAACAUACUUCGCGAAUACCUCGCUGAUCGCGAACGAACGGAAGCCGUCACCAUGACUGAAUUGCCCGACUGGGCCCCCGAGCGCGAUACUCGCCCUUGGAACAGGUUCUUCAAGUCUGGCGAUCUAUGUAGCUACAACCCUGACGGUACUAUCCGCUUCGGUUCACGCAAGGACACGCAGGUCAAAAUUCGAGGUCUUCGUAUCGAGCUUGGCGAGGUCGAACAUCACAUUCAGACAACUCUGGAGGGCGCCAAGCAGGUGGCCGUUGACGUGUUGAAGAACGAUAAGGGGUCAACCCUUGUUGCGUACUUUGCCUUCAACAACGACUCUCGCACCGCUGGUCAAGGCGACGCUGGAGAUGAUAUGUUCAUGCCACUCGAAGGGGACCUGCAGUCCCGCGUGAGUGCUCUCGUCGCUGUCCUCAGCGUGAACCUGCCUCGGUACAUGGUUCCUACGUUGUUUGUUCCUUGCAAGUGGAUGCCCUUUAUCACAUCUACCAAGUUGGAUCGCAAGACUCUCCGCAGCAAGACCGCGGAACUGACGCAGGAGCAAUUGAACGCCUAUGGUCUUCAGAGCUCCGCGAAGAAGGCGCCCGAGACGGAAAUGGAGCGUCGCAUACAGAGGAUCUGGGCCGGCGUCCUCCGCGUGUCACUGGAAUCAAUCGGUCGCGAUGACUCGUUCCUAGGCAUCGGCGGUGAUUCUAUUGCUGCGAUUCACUUGAUGACAGCCGCGCGCAAACAGGGUCUGGUGGUCAAGGUCAACGACAUUUUCCGCGAUCCUCGUCUCUCAUCUGUGGCAGCAGCCGCGAUGGAGGCCCCUUUGCCUUCUACCGACGACUCCAGAGUUCGAACAUUUGACUUGCUGUCCGAUGAAGAUCGAAAAGUGGUCUUUGGCGACUCGCUGCGGUCCCAGUGCGGACUGCCCAAGGAUGCGGAAAUUGAAGACGCCUACCCAUGCUCACCUCUCCAAGAGGGUCUCAUGGCUGUUGCUGUCAAGCAGCCAGGGUCAUAUAUUACGAAAUACUUUUUUCAGAUCCCUGGUCACAUGGAUAUUCAGCGCUGGAUGAAGGCUUGGGAGCGUACUGUUCGAGCGUGUGGGAACCUGCGCACUCGCAUCAUUCCUUCCAAGAAGCACUCCAUUCAAGUGUUGGUGAAAGAUGAAGUCUCUUGGGAAGACACGCGCGGGAUGGACCUGGACGCAUUCAUAAAGGUCUCCCAGACCUACAAAAUGGCUUACGGAUCCAGGCUGUGCCGCUAUGCCAUCGUGACACCCCCAACCGGAGAAAACUACUUCGUUUGGAUCACUCACCACUCUAUUGUCGAUGGCUGGUGUGUCCAGAUUGCUUUGAAGACCCUGCACCAAGCCUACUACGAACAGGACCUUCCAGAGCUCUCCCCUUAUGCUGGAUUCAUCAAAUACGCCUUCUCCAUCGAUGAAGAUGCGGCAAACACCUUCUGGAAAGAGCAACUUGAAGGCGGUUCGAAGUCCCCAUAUCCGCCCACCACUGGUGGCAAGAAAGAUGUAGACUAUCGAGUUGUUAAAAAGAAGAUCUCGGCUCCUUCGCGCAUGGAGGGCUCGAUCACCAAGGCCACCAUUCUGCGCGCAGCGUGGUCCGUCGUUCUCGCUCGCCAUUGCAACACUGACGAUGUCACCUUUGGUGCCACUGUUUCGGGCCGCAAUGCAGCCGUCGAAGGGCUUCAAGACAUGCCCGGUCCAGUCAUUGCAACUGUCCCUGUCCGCAUCCAGCUGAAGCGCGAUGCUCCUGUUGACGAGUUGCUCCGAGACGUCCAAAAACAGGCUUCUGAGAUGGUCGCUUACGAACAGCUUGGGAUCCAGAACAUCGCCAAGAUCAGCAAGUCGGCUCGCGAAUGCUGUGACUUUACAACACUCCUGGUUAUCCAGCCCCGACAAUACCUGGAAACCAUGUCGGACGCUGUCAUCAUGGACGGGCAGGAUGGCACUGAGAUGACCGAGCAGGAGAUGAACAAAUACUUCAACUAUCCUCUUGUGCUUCUCUCGCUCAUGUAUGAAGACCAUGUGGAGAUACGCUUCUUCCACGACAAGAACGUCGUGCCCACGAAAGAGGUUCAAGCUGUCGCUAACCAGCUUGACCACGUUAUGCAGCAGUUGUUUGCCAAGAGGAUCAAGCUCGUCAACGAUCUCUCCCUCGUCGGUCCGUGGGAGAAGAAGCAUGCCCUUCGUAGCACGAAACUUAAGGGUCCAAGCAACUCUUGUAUUCACUGGAUGAUUGAAGAGCACGUUCGUCUUCAACCGGAUGCCCCCGCUGUUGUCUCGUGGGAUGGCGACAUUUCCUACGAUGACCUGGGCAAAUAUGCUUCGCGACUUGCGGCGAAGCUGCAGCAGCAGGGCAUUGGACCCGGCGAUAUUGUCCCUGUCUGCUUUCCCAAGUCCACCUGGGCCGUUGUUGCUAUGAUUGCCAUUCAGAUCGCAGGUGGUGCUUUUGUGCCUCUCGACCCCAAGGCGCCUGCAGCACGCCUUCGAGGCGUCGUCGAGGACACCAAAGCGGAACUGAUCCUUUGCGCGCCUUCGACACACGAAUCUGUCAAGGACCUGAGCAUCAGCACCCUGGAGGUUGAUGUCGGGUAUCUGGCUAGUUUGCCCGUUCCUCGUUCCUCCAUCGCACCCAUCACCGAGCCCAGCGACCCUUCCUUUGUUAUCUUCACUUCGGGAUCUACGGGUAAGCCCAAGGGUAUGAUCCACGAACACGGUGCUAUUGCGUCUUCAUCCGACGGUUAUGGUGUCUGCCAGGGCAUUGGCCCCGGUACCCGCGUCUUUGCUUACUCCAACUACACCUUUGAUGUCGUGGCCAGCCUUAUCAACCCGAUUGAGACACCGUCCAUGAAAAAGCUCGGUCUUGGCGGCGAGGUUGUCACAAAGAAGGUCAUUGACCUUUGGCAGGAUCAUGCAGAACUACACGGUCUCUAUGGCCCCGCGGAGGCUUCCAUCUGUGCUUGGCGUCCAAAUGUCGGCCAAGUUGGAAAGCCUAGCAAUAUCGGUACCCCAUUGUCUUCUGCCUUCUGGGUGGUUGACCCAGAGGACCCACGUGAGCUCGUGCCGGUGGGUUGUAUCGGCGAGCUCAUGAUCCAAGGCCCUCUACUCGCCCGCGGUUACAUCAGCGCCGAUGAGAGCGCCAACGCUGCCUGGCUACACGACGUCGACUGGUUGCCAGGCGACAUGCCUCGCAAAGCGUACUGCACCGGUGACUUGGUCCGCCGGAACGACGACGGCACCUUCGACUACAUGGGCCGCAAGGAUUCACAAGUGAAGUUACAUGGCCAGCGUAUCGAGCUUGGUGAGAUUGAGUCUCGUAUCGAACGGUUUCUCCCCGAAAACAUGGCAGCCAUUACCGACAUCGUCAAAACUGAGAGUGGUGACGAUGUUAUGGCUGCACUGCUCUGGUACACUAGUGGACCCAGCUCAGAGGCUCCUGAAGUCAAGUUGGCCGAGGACGUGACUGAUGAGAUGCGGAAACUCAUCUCUAACCUUGAUAACUCAUUGGGCAUGUCCUUGGCAGCGUACAUGAUGCCUGGCAUAUAUCUCAUCUUCGAAGGCACGCCCGCAAGGUCGACAUCGGGAAAGAUCAAUCGUCGCCAACUUUGCACCAUUGCCCAUGCUGCACCUACAAAGGACAAGCUCAAAUUCUCUCCUGAGGGCGGUGCAUCUGAGCCUCCAGCCACAGACCUCGAGUUGAAACUGCGCGACCUGUGGGCGCAGGUGCUGAACAUCAAGGCUGAGGAUAUCGGCCGUAGCGACAACUUUUUGCGUGCCGGCGGCGACUCCAUCAGCGCCAUCCGGCUCGUCUCUGCGGCUCACGAGAAGGGAAUUGUCCUGAGUGUUGAUAUUAUUUUCCAAGACCCUCGCCUUUCGUCCAUGGCUGCCGCAGCCACUUCGACAGAUGAGAACGAGUCCUAUGAGGUGGAACCCUUCAGCCUGCUUCCUCAAGAACAGCUCAAUAUCAUCCAGGUUGAAGCCCGUAAGCAAUGCAUGCUUCAGGGUGACGAUGUCAUCGAGGAUAUCUACCCUUGCACCAAGUUACAGGAAGGACUUCUCGCCCUCUCGGUCAAGCAGCCUGGAUCCUACGUUGCCAAGCAAGUGUUUCAGGUUUUGCCUCACAUUGAUAUUGGCCGCUUCAAAGCUGCUUGGGAGGUCACUGUACAAAAGUGUACCAAUCUGCGUACCAGGAUCAUCUCAAUCGACGGUACUUCGUACCAGGUUACCCUGAACGGCAAGGUGGAAUGGGAGGAUACAACCGGUCUGGACCUCAGCACCGCUGUCCAAGCCUCGUCCGAGAUCAAAAUGGGGUAUGGAACUCCUCUCAGCCUCUUUGCGCUUGUCCAAGAAGAUGAUGAGACCACGUUCCUGGUGUGGACUGUGCACCAUGCCACCUUUGACGGCUGGUGCAUUCGCAUUGUCCUUGAUGCUCUGACAUCGGCGUACCAAGAGAUGGAAAUGCCGACUCUGCGUCCUUUCACCAGCUUCAUCAAGUUUGUCACCAGCAUUGACCACGACGAGGCCAGCAGCUACUGGAGGACACAGCUUGAGGACGCCAAGAGGGCUUCAUUCCCUCCUACAGUCCACAACAAUGCCACCAACGAGAACAAACUGCUUCGCAAGACGAUCGCCUUCCCUGAGUCUGAGAAGUCCUCUGUGACCAAGGCCUCUGUUAUCAGAGCGGCUUGGGCUCUUGUGCUCGCUCGCCACUCUGAUACCGACGAUAUUACGUUUGGUGCUACCGUGUCGGGCCGUCAAGCUCCUGUGCCAGGCAUGGAGACAAUUCCUGGCCCUGUGCUCGCCACAGUCCCUGUUCGUGUUCAACUAGACGGGCAGCAGUCGGUCGAGUCUUACCUUCAGGGGAUCCAGACACAGGCCCUCGACAUGGUCCAAUUCGAGCAGUUUGGCCUACAAAACAUCUCAAAGCUCUCACCAGAGGCCAAGGAAGCAUGCGACUUUUCCAGUCUAUUGCUAAUCCAGCCCGCUCAACAGUUCUUCGAAGAGAACAACGAGUCUAUUGUCACAGCUCCCCAUGAGAACAAGUAUAAAAUCCUCGAGGCUCUUGAAGGCUAUUUCUCGUAUCCCCUUGUGGUACAGGCACAAGUCGCUGAUGACCACGUUGACUUGUACUACAGCUACCAUGCCAAUGUUGUCGAGGAAGCUCGUCUCGAAGCUAUUUCACACCAGCUGAGCCAUGUCAUCAACCAGCUUGUUACGGGAGGCAGUGCGUCUGUUCGAGACAUCUCAGUUUCUGGUCCUUGGGACUUGGAGCAAGCCAUGGCAUGGAACCAAGAUCCCACUCUGGUGGAUUCUCUGAGCCAUGAACUCAUCGCUGACAAGGCUGCGACUUCACCUGACCAUGAGGCCAUUUUCUCUACAGAGACAACACUCACCUUUGCCGAGCUAGAUCAAUAUUCCUCACAACUCGCUGCGCACUUGGUCAGUCUUGGCUUGGAAGUUGAGAUGGCUGUCCCCAUCUGCUACGAGAAGUCUGCCUGGGCCAUCGUCGCCAUGAUCGCCAUCAUGAAGGCUGGUGGCGCCUUCGUCCCCCUCGAUCCCGAACACCCAAUUGGCCGUCGUCAGGACCUCGCCUACGAGAUAGGGGCUGAUUUUAUGAUCGCAUCACCGUCAACCGCGGAGUCUUGCAAGGGCCUGGUGGACAAUGUCAUCGAGCUCAGUGCCGAAUCUUUUACUUCGUUCAACAGCUCAGCCUCAACUCUGCCACACGUUGGUUCCGAUUCUGCUGCUUACAUUCUCUUCACUUCCGGUUCCACCGGCAAACCCAAGGGAGUGGUCAUGGAGCACCAAGCCCUUAGCUCCAGCAGCGUCAUGGGUCACGGCAAAACAUAUAGGCUGGAUGCCUCCUCUCGCGUGCUGCAAUUCUCCAACUAUAUUUUCGACGUCAGCUUGGGUGAGAUCUUCAGCACGCUCGUUCACGGAGGCACAGUCUGUGUGCCCAAUGAGACCGAGCGUCUUCAGGGUACUGUUGACUUUAUGAACAAGGCCAAGGUCAACACAGCCAUGUUGACGCCAUCGUUCGCACGAACCAUCCCCCCAGCUAAUGUCCCUGGACUGAAGAAGCUGAUUGUUGGUGGCGAGGCUCCCACCAAGGAGACCUUGGCCAUGUGGUUUGACCACGUGGAGCUCAUCAACGGUUACGGACCAGCUGAAGCAUGUAUCUACUGCUGCACACACGACUUCCAAUCAAAAACCGAGGCCCCUGGAACGAUUGGUUGCGGUGCCAACAACGCUACGUGGGUCGUUGAACCUGACAAUCACAACCGCAUCGCACCCGUCGGCUGCGUGGGCGAGCUUGUCGUACAAGGUUAUGCUAUCGCACGUGGCUACGCCAACAAUGAGGAACUCACAGCACAAUUGUUCCUCGAGAAGGUCGACUGGCUCCCUACUUCCCCGUCGUCCCGUUUCUACAAGACGGGCGAUCUAGUUCGCUUUCAGCCUGGCGGCACCCUCGAGUACCUUGGGAGAAAGGACACGCAAGUCAAGAUUCGCGGUCAGCGCAUGGAACCUGGCGAGAUCGAGUAUGCUAUCAAGAGAGUGUCCGAAGCUGUCGAGCAUGUGGCUGUCGACGUUUUACGUUCUGAAUCACGCGAGAUCCUGACUGCCUUCAUCAGUUUCGCCGACAAGAAUGUCGAGGGCGAUGAAUUUUUCAUCACCCUGGACGGUGACAUGCAGCAAACCAUCAUGGCAGUCUCCGAGGAGCUCAGGAGCAUCAUCCCUGCGUUCAUGGUGCCCAAUUUAUUCCUGCCCGUUAGUGCCAUGCCUUUUGUGAGCGCGAUGAAGAUGGAUCGCAAACUGCUUCGCGAGACUGCCCAGGGGCUUUCGUCCGAGGAGCUUGCUACCUACGCAGGCGUCAGCCGCCAAAAGGUUGAGCCAACAACUGACAUGGAAUUUGCCCUCCGAAAGGUCUGGGCCCAAGUCCUGAAUAUUCCUGAAGAGGGGAUCGGCAAGAGUGACAGCUUCCUACAAAUUGGUGGUGACUCGAUCACCGCUAUCAAGCUUGUCUCCGCCGCGCAGAGCGCUGGCAUCGGUAUAACGGUCGCCGACAUAUUCGAAGACGCUCGUUUGUCAUCUAUGGCUGCUUCGGCCACCAAUGCUAAGGACGGCCCAUCCUACGACGUUGGUCCGUUUGAGCUACUCGAGGGCGAUCCCGAAGACAUCAAGAAUGAGAUCACCGCUCUCUGCGAUUUGGACGGCAACCAGUACGUCGAGGAUGCCUACCCAUGUGCGCCUCUCCAGACCGGGUUGAUCGCCUUGGCAGUCAAACAGCCUGGUUCAUACAUCGCCAAACAUGCCUUCCGCCUCAACCCGGUUGUCGACAUUGAGCGCUUCAAGGCCGCCUGGGAGCGCACUGUCGAGCUUUGUGCCAACCUCCGCACACGCAUUGUUGAGAUGGACGACGUGCCAGUCCAAGCUGUGAUCGCGAGCGACUUCAUUUGGGAAGACAACAGCGAACGCAAAUCUCUUGAUGAGCUGCUUGCGGACGCAAGCAGCGCCCGCAUGACGUUUGCGACACGGCUCAAUCGCUUUAGCAUAGGAUUUGAAGAGGAUGGGAGCCAUUCUUUCCUCUGGCUCAGUCACCACACCGUGUUCGAUGGAUGGAGCAUGCGCAUCGUUCUUGAAACCGUGUACCAGGUGUAUGGUGAUGCCGAGCUUCCACCAUUGCGGCCUUAUUCGGGCUUCAUUUCCUACACCACCAAGAUCGAUCUGGAGAAGGCUGGCGACUACUGGAAGCAGCAGCUUCGGGGGGCCCAGCGAAGUUCAUUCCCUCCUCGUCGCAACGCAGCCAAGCAUGGCGCCACACGCUACCUGACCAAGAUGAUCCAGCUGCCAGAGUCCACGGGCACCUCGAUCACAAAGGCAUCGAUCCUCCGCGCUGCCUGGGCCAUUGUCCUAGCCAAGUACAGCGAUACUGACGAUGUCACCUUUGGCGCCACGGUAUCUGGGCGUAACGCACCUGUGCCCGGCCUGGGAGCCAUGCCUGGCGCCAUGAUUGCGACAAUCCCUAUCCGCAUGCGCUUAAACCCCGACCAGACUGUCAACAGCUUCCUCCAGGACGUUCAGAAUCGAACCUCGGCCAUGAUUGCUCACGAGCAACUUGGCCUGCAGAACAUUGCAAGACUUGGACCGGAUUGCAAGGAAGCGUGUGACUUCACUUCUCUGAUGGUCAUUCAACCACUGCAGCAGAUGGGACUCAGCAGCAGCACUGAUAAUGAUCUGCUGCUACCUGGGCGAUCUGAUAGCAGCUCCAUCGAAGAAUCGAUGCAAGGCUUCUUCUCCUACCCAUUGGUCAUGCAGGGAGCGCUCGCAGACGACAUGCUCGAACUGUUCCUCAUCUGGGAUGCUUCGACUCUCAAGGAGCCACAAAUGCAGGCCAUGGCCCAUCAAUAUGAGAAGAUUGUCAACAGUCUGCUGAACCAGGACAACACGCCAUUGCGCGACCUGGUCUUGACAUCUGACUAUGAUGUCGAACGGGCCAUGCAGUACCGCGGCAGCGAUCCCACCAUUGUCGAAGACUGUAUUCACAAUUUCGUGGCUCGUCAAGCAGAAGAGCGCCCUGAAACCAUUGCUGUCCACGGCUGGGAUGCCCAGUUGACCUACAGACAGCUCAACAAUGCCGCCAACCGACUCGCAAAUUACCUCGUCAACAAGCACAACGUCAAGGUGGGCGAUAUCGUGCAUCUUCUCUUUGAGAAAUCUGCCUGGUAUAUCGUUGCAUUGCUCGCCGUCAACAAAGCCGGAGCCGCGUGGUCCCCAAUCGACCCGAGCCACCCUCAGCACCGCAAGGAACAGAUUACGUCCCAGACCCAAGCCAAAGUGGCCUUGUCCUCUCACCUGCACGCGGCCGCCUGUGAGAAGCUGAUUCCAAAUGUGGUUGUUGUCAAUGCAUCCCUCGUCGGCGACUUGAACCGGGCUAGGGAGAACCCGGAGACGGCUGUCACCCCUGAGGACGUGGCUUACAUUCUGUUCACGUCUGGUUCUACCGGUCUACCCAAGGGCUUCGUGAUGGAGCAUCGUAACCUGUGCACAGCUAUGGCCAACAUCAUUCCGAGGCUCGGCUGCGACGCCAACUCGACUUUCCUGCAAUUCGCCUCCAAUGUCUUUGACAUGUCGAUUGUGGAGAUGUUCCCAGCACUGACAACAGGCGCCACGUUGUUCGUCCCGGCAGACGAGGUGCGCAGCAACAACAUUCGUGGCUUCAUUCGUGACCACAAGAUCAAUACCCUCAUACUCACGCCGGCACUUGCAAGAACGAUCAAGCCAACAGAAGUACCAUGCGUUCAGACUCUCGUGCUAGCCGGCGAGGCCGUAUCUCGUGAUGUGUUCGACAGCUGGUUUGGAAAGGUUCGAUUCUUCAAUGGAUGGGGCCCUGCUGAGACCUGUAUCUUCUCAUCGCUGCACGAGUACAGAUCGUCUCACGAAUCACCCAGCACGAUCGGUAAACCCAUCGGCAGCUAUCUAUACAUCGUUGACCCCGACGACUACCACAAGCUGGCGCCUAUCGGCACAAUUGGAGAAGUCGUGAUCCAGGGCCCAACGACAUCCCGCGAGUACCUCGCCGCACCAGACAAGACGGCCGAUUUCUACAAGAACGACCUCCCUGCCUGGGCGCCUCGACAAGACGAAUGGGGUUUCCGUCGUUUCUACCGCUCAGGCGAUCUGUGCUUCUUCAACGCCGACGGCACGCUGGAAUAUACCAGCCGCAAAGAUACCCAGGUCAAGAUCCGAGGUCUGCGUGUCGAGCUCGGUGAAGUUGAACACAAUGUUCUACGCACCCUGCCUGGGGUCGCGACUGUCGUUGUCGACGUGCUACGCAACGAGACCGGCACUAACCUAGUCACUUACUUCUCCUUCAACGAGGACAACAGGAGUGCUGGAGCUGACCUUGAUCCCGCCAUGAAGGAUAUGUUUGGAUCAAUCACCCCGGAACUCGAAGGUCAGUUGGCUGCGAUGGUGGGUGAGCUGAAGAUUGCCCUGCCAAGCUACAUGGUUCCGUCCCUCUUUAUCCCGUGUAACUACAUGCCCUUCAACACAUCUGCCAAGCUCGAUCGGAAAGCUUUGGGACAGCAUAUCAAGACGCUCUCCAAAGAAGAGCUGCACCAAUAUGCUCUCAUCAGCGACAAGAAGCGUGCCCCCGAAACAAAGGCUGAGGAGCAGAUGCAAAUACUUUGGUCCAAGAUCCUCCAACUACCCACUGAGUCCAUUGGUCGCGACGACAGCUUCAUGGGUCUCGGCGGAGAUUCCAUUACCGCAAUGUCACUUGCCUCAGAGGGCCGCAAGCAAGGUCUUGCCAUCUCCGUGCAAGACAUCUUCAGCGACCCCCGCCUCUCGGCUGUCGCGACCAAAGCUACGGGCAAAGACUAUGAGCACUUUCAAGUCUCUCCUUUCGAGCUUGUUGCCGACGAGCACCGCAAGCUCGUCGUGGGUGAUGAAGUCCGCAAACAGUGCAAGCUUGAGCCUGGACAGCAAAUUGAGGACGCUUACCCGUGCACGUCUGUCCAGGAAGGCUUGAUGGCGCUGGCUGUCAAGGACCCCGGCUCGUACAUUGGCAAGCACGUUUACAAGCUAGGCUCAAACAUUGAGCCUUCUCGAUUCAAAGAGUCUUGGAAGCGCACUGUCGAGAUCUGUGGCAACUUGCGCACCCGCAUUGUGGACGUUGGCGGCUCUUUUUAUCAAGUCCUCCUCAAGCCUGACUUUAGGUGGGAAGCCACCGAGCGUAUGGACGUCAAAUCUUACCUGAAAAAGACGGAGAGCCUCGAGAUGCGUUAUGGCACCCCUCUGUGCAGAUAUGCUCUCUUCCACGACCAGUCUGGCGAGUACUACUUCGUCCUUGUUCUCCAUCACGCUGUGUCUGAUGGUUUCUCGUUGGUUGUCAACAUGUCGACCCUCGAGAGCGCCUAUGCCGGUGAGGAAACCAUUGAACUACAGCCAUAUGCCUCCUUCAUCAAGUAUGUCGUCAACCAGGAUCAGGACGCCGCUCGCGAGUUCUGGGCCGCCCAGCUCGAGGGCGCUAAACAGGCGACCUUCCCUCCUGCCAACCCAGUGCCCGGUCAAGGGGAGAAAAAGGUCGGCAUCCUGCGACGCGACAUCAACUUCCCGAAGCGUGGCAACAGCCCUAUCACUAAGGCUUCCGUCAUCCGCGCUGCUUGGGCCAUUCUGCUUGGACGCUACGCAGACCAAGACGAUGUGACAUUUGGCACUACAGUCUCCGGUCGACAAGCUCCUGUUCCCGGGCUUGAGACCGUCGUUGGUCCGGCUGUCGCCACGGUCCCUGUUCGUGUUCGCUUAGACCAGACCAAGACUGUCUGGAGCUUCCUCGAGGCUGUCCAGAAACAAGCGUCCGACAUGAUUCCUUACGAGCAGUUUGGUGUCAGGCGCAUCAUGCAAAUCAGUGACACAGCGAGGGAGGUCUGCGAUUUUUCCUCGUUGCUCGUCAUUCAGCCUAUGCAGAAGCUGGACACCGAUGUCAACUCGGACGCUGUCCUGACGUCGGAUAUUGAAGAGCUGUCCAUCGAGUCCUCACUUGAGGGAUACUUUACGUAUCCCCUCGUUAUCGACGCACUGGUCUAUGACGAGGGAGUCGAACUCUUGUGCUCUUACCAAACCGACGUCAUCACCGAGGCGCAAAUAGAUGCACUUGGUCACCAAUUUAACCACGUAGUCUCGCAACUCACCGCCCAGACAGAUCAGCCGCUCAAUUCUGUCACCGUGGCUGGUCCCUGGGAUCUGGAGCGCGCCAUGAGCUUCAACAGGCAUACGCCAGAAGUUGUUGACGCUUGUAUCCAUGAUCUGAUUUCGAAGAAAGCUGCCGAGCAACCUCACCACCAGGCUGUCUUCUCCACCGAAGGGUCUUUCAACUAUGCUGAGCUUGAUCGGCUGUCCACUCAGUUGGCUAUCUACCUUGCGCAGAUGGGUGUCAAGGUCGAGACUAUGGUUCCCUACUGUUUUGAAAAGAGCAGGUGGACGAUAGUGGCGAUGCUUGCCAUCCUCAAAGCCGGUGGCAUCUUUGUCCCCCUCGACCCCUCGCACCCCAAGGGUCGUCGGCAACAGAUCGUUGCCGAGACCAAGGCAGAAUUCUUGCUUGUCUCUUCCACUACAGCCGAGAAAUGUACCGAUCUGACAACAGACGAGGUCGCCCAGCUGCCAGACAAGGUCGUAUCGUCCAACGCGGCCUAUGUUCUCUUCACAUCCGGCUCCACGGGUAAGCCAAAGGCCAUUGUUGUCGAACAUUCCGCUCUUUGCGGCAGUGUCCUUGGCUAUGGACGCGCCUACCACAUGAGGCCUUCCAGCCGUGUGCUGCAAUUCUCGAGCUAUGUCUUCGACGUGAGCUUAUCCGAGAUGCUCGAAACCUUAGUCUUUGGCGGUACCAUAUGCACACCUACCGACCAGCAACGACUCGAGGGCCUCACCGGCUUCAUUCUCGAGGCCAACGUGAACACGGCGAUGCUUACCGGGUCAUUCCUCAAAACAAUUGACCCGACCGAUGUUCCCACUAUCGACAUGCUUUUGUUGGUGGGUGAGGCCCCGACAAAAGAUGCUCUCCAGACAUGGCAACCUCGGGCGCGAGUCAUCAACGCCUACGGUCCUUCUGAGGUGUCGAUCUUUAUCGGGUCGCAUGAGUACAAGUCACGAAACGAGCAACCGACCAACGUCGGAACGGCAUUCACGGGGAACAUGUGGAUCGUGGAGACGGAUGACUACAACAAGCUGACGCCCAUUGGAUGCGUUGGCGAGAUCCUUAUCCAGAGGAACAUGGCUCGCGGCUAUCUCAAUGAUCCGGAGAGGACCAACGCCUCCUUUAUCCGCAAUGUUGAUUUCCUUCCUGCUGUCGAGGCUGAAAGCCCUGUCAAGUUCCACAAGUCGGGUGAUCUUGCGCGUUACAACGCCGACGGCACCGUCGAAUAUCUUGGCCGUCGCGACACCCAAGUCAAGCUUCGCGGGUACCGUAUCGAGCUUGGUGAAAUCGAGUACAACAUCCAGCUCUCACUAGCCAACACCGAAUACGCUGCCGCCGACGUGGUCAACAUUGGCGGUCGGGACAUACUUGUGGGCUUUGUGAGCUUCAAUGUGCCUGUCGAAGAAGGCGAGACGGGUGAAGUCCAGGUGCCCGAAAACACGAUCCCGAUGAGUAAAAAUCUCAAAAAGAUCUUUGGUAGCCUGAUUGAGGACCUCGAGAAUGUCCUACCUACCUACAUGGUACCGUCGCUGCUCCUACCAUUGCGCAAAAUGCCUUUCAACACUUCACUCAAGCUUGACAGGGCUAUUCUUCGUCAGCUCGCCGCCAGCCUGACGCAAGAACAGCUCUCACUGUUUUCAUUGUCGAACGACGAGCGAAUAGAGCCUACCACGGAGAUGGAAUUCAAAUUGCGCGAUCUAUGGGCCCAGGUGAUCAAGGUUGAGCCCGGGAGCAUCAGCAAGAAUGACAACUUCCUGCAGAUUGGUGGCGACUCCAUGUCUGCUAUUCGGCUCGUUUCCCUGGCUCAGAAGGGAAACAUCAGUCUCAGUGUUGCCGAGAUCUUUGCCAACCCCCGUCUUUCCAGCAUGGCUAUCAAGGCUACGGGUGCUGGCGCUGUCAGGACGUACGAAGCGCCUCCCUUCAGCAUGCUGCACGUGUCCAAGGAGGAGGUCCUGGCGCGCAUCAGAAAGCAAUGCGAAUUCCAGGACAACCAGGUCAUUGACGACGCAUUCCCUGCCACCGCACUCCAAGAGGGCCUCAUGGCGCUCGCCGUCAAACAAUCAGGCUCAUACACUGCGCAGGUCAUGUUCCGCAUUGCUGAUACGGUGGACCUUGCUCGCUUCCGCGCUGCAUGGGAGCGUACCGUCGAGCUCUGCACGAACCUCCGUACAAGAAUUGUCACCUUCCAGGGGACCACUCUACAGGUUCUUGUUGGCAACGACGACGCGUGGGAGCCUAACCACGGCCUGAGCAUUAAGUCAUUCCAAGAUGAAGUUAGCUCUACCCCGAUGGUGUAUGGCUCGCGUCUCGCAAGAUACGCCAUCGUCCAAGACAAGGGCAAGCAGUAUUUCAUGCUGGCUAUGCAUCACACCAUCUAUGAUGGAUGGACCAUGAGCCUUGUGGUCAGGACGCUGAUGUCUGCCUAUCUCGGGACUCCUAUGACACCCCUCUAUCCCUACGCCAACUUUGUCAAAUACACACGCGAAAUGAACGAGGCGGCUGCUCGCGAGUUCUGGAACACGCAACUGGCGGGCGCAACUCAAGCUACUUUCCCUCCAACCAUGAGGCCAGCCAAGAGCAUAACGCGUACAGUCCACAGGCACAUUGUGUUCCCUAAGUCAGCAGAUGCGUCCAUUACAAAGGCUACUAUUGUCCGCGCUGCGUGGGCCAUUAUCCUGGCUCGCUACUGCGAUGUAGAUGAUGUGACGUUUGGUAUGACCAUGUCCGGUCGCCAAGCGCCUGUCCCGGGCUUGAGCGACAUGCCUGGUGCCGCCAUCGCGACAGUACCUGUCCGUGUUCGUUUCGAGGAGAGUACCAUCCCUGAGUUCCUACAAAGUGUGCAGAACAAGGCCACCGAAAGUAUUGCAUAUGAGCAGUUUGGCCUGCACAACAUUGCAAAGAUCAGCUCAGAGACGCAAGAGGCUUGUAACUUUAGCAGCCUGCUCGUGGUCCAGCCCUUUUCCCCUGUCGCCGCCAUGAGUGACAGCCCUGAUGCGGUCCUGCUCCCUGUCGAGAAGGAAGAGUCUGGCGACAACAAUUUUGAGGGCUACUUCAACUAUCCCCUUGUCAUCCAGUCUUACGUGUCAGAGAAUGAGACAACCUUGGGUAUCACUUACGAUGAGGCUGUCAUCCCCGCCGCGCGCCUCGAAGCCCUAUGUCAACAUUUCGACCACGUCAUUCAGGAACUUGUUCCGGAAAACAACAAGCCUCUGGCGGAUCUAUCCGUCGCGUCUGAGUGGGAUCUCCAGAAAGCUAUCGAGUGGCAAGGCGAGGCGCCCGAAGUCAUCAACCGCUGCUGGCAUGAGCUCUUUGAAGACCACGCGGCCUCUCAGCCCGACGCUGUUGCUGUCAAUGGCUGGGAUAAGCUUUUCACGUACGCUGAUCUCAACACCACUGCCAACCGCCUCAGUCACUACCUUGUCAAAGCACUCAACGUGCACAAGGAGGACCGCAUUUUGGUGUGUAUGGAAAAGUCCGCUUGGCACACAGUCUCCCUGCUAGCCAUUGGCAAAGCUGGCGCAACCUGGGUGCCUUUGGAGCCCUCACACCCUCAGUCUCGCCAAGCUUACAUCGUUGAAUGCACUGAUGCCAAGGUCGUUCUCACUUCGCCUAGAUACCAGCAAGCCUGCUCCGAGUUCAUCGACACCGUGAUCCAGGUGACCCCUGCGCUCGACGAGGAACUAUCCCAAGACACAACUACGAGUCUGAGCGGUCCUGUCAAAGACAUAUCACCACGGACUGCUUCCCACAUUCUGUUUACUUCUGGUAGCACGGGUGUGCCGAAAGGAUACAUCAUCGAGCAUCGUUCUCUCGUGACCAGCCAGGUUGCCAUGUGGAAGAGGCUCCGUAUGACUCCGUCGGUUCGCAUGCUCCAAUUUGCGUCUUAUGUAUUCGACAUGAGCGUCAGCGACACCAUCGGCUCCAUGAUGCUGGGUGCCUCCAUCCACGUUCCCUCGGAAGAUACCCGUAUGAAUGGUCUAGUCGACUAUGUCAACGCCAACAAUAUCAAUUGGCUCUUCUUCACACCUGCCUUUGCGCGCACCCUGCGCCCGGAGGACAUGCCGCAGGUCGAGUUUAUGGUUGUCGGUGGCGAGGCCAGUGCCCAGGAUCUCCUCGAUAACUGGUUCGGCAAGGUUCGACUGGUUAAUGCUUGGGGUCCUGGCGAGACAACUGUGUGCUCCGCUCUUUGGGAGUACCAGUCAAAGAACGACUCGCCCGCCAACAUUGGUCGUCCCUUGGGUGCUCAGUGUUGGAUCGUGGAUCUCAAGAAUCCGAUGCGUCUGGCCCCCGUGGGCACCAUUGGCGAGAUUGUCAUUCAAGGCCCUACCUUGAUGAGGGAGUAUCUUGGUGACGAGGAAAAGACUCGUGCUGCGGUGAUUGCACCACCUGAAUGGGCACCGCGACGGAACGAGGAGGGCUGGGAUCGCAUGUAUCUCUCGGGCGAUCUUUGCUCAUACAACCCAGAUGGUACCAUUGAAUACCUGUCUCGCAAGGAUACACAGAUCAAGAUCCGUGGUCUCCGGGUCGAGUUGGGUGAAGUCGAAUACCACCUCCACGAGAACUUGCCAGGAGUCCGUCAGGUCGCUGUCGAUGUGUUGAAAUCGUCGGACGCCGGAGCGACCCUGGUGGCUUUUUUCUGCUACAAUGACGAGACGCGCCAGUCCGCAACGGCUGACGACCUCUUCAUGGAGCUCACGCCCGAUCUACAGGCACAAGUAACCGAGAUGGUGGGCAGGUUACAGGUUAUCCUACCUGGUUACAUGGUGCCCACCGUCUUUAUUCCAAUGUGCUCCAUGCCGUUCGGCACGUCGCACAAGCUUGACAGAAAGACACUCAAGCAGCUGACUGCCGAGCUCUCCCAGCAGGAAUUAGCUGGAUACUCUCUAGUCGACGCUGACAAGAGACCUCCGGAGACCGAGAUGGAAGAGCGUCUACAGAUCAUCUGGGCCGAAAUACUAAAUCUACCCAAGGACAGCAUUGGUCUUGACGAUAGCUUCCUUCGCAUCGGCGGCGACUCUAUCAGCGCUAUUUAUCUGGUCACGGCCGCUCGCGAGCACGGCAUCCAACUGUCAGUCAAGGACAUCUUUGAUGACCCUCGCCUAUCUGCCGUGGCCGAGUCCGCUAUCGAGACCGAAGCCACUGGUUCCGAGGAGCACUUGGGGCCAUUCGAGCUUUUGAGUGAUGCCUUGAAGGCUGUAGCUUUGUCACAGUCUGUCCGCGACAUCUGUGGCUUGUCAGACGACCAGGUGAUCGAGAACGCCAUGCCCGUGACAGCCUUGCAAGAAGGUCUCAUGGCCCUCGCAGUCAAACAACCGGGUUCCUACAUUUCCAAGUGGGUCUAUAAGCUUGGAAGAAAUGUGGACAUUGUCAAGUUUAAGGCAGCUUGGGAGGAAACCGUCAGGCGUUGCAGCAAUCUUCGGGUUCGCAUCCUCCGCGCAAACAACACAACGAUCCAGAUCAUUGUCAAGGAUGACGUGACCUGGGAGGAAGCCGACGGUCUGAGCCUCGGAGCUGUUAUUCGACGGGCGAACCAGUUUGAGAUGACAAUGGCAUCGCGCCUCAGCCGGUAUGCGUUGGUGAAGGAGCCUAACUCUGACGUCCAUCAUUUCAUUGUUGCCGCUCACCACGCCGUCUUCGAUGGUUGGGCACAGCGUCUCAUUCUCGGCACCCUCGUUGAUGCUUACACCGAGAUGUACAGCAUGAACCUGCAGCCUUUCGACCGCUUCAUCAAAUACACCCGCGACAUGGACGGCGAGGCUGCCCAGCAGUACUGGCUUGGACAGCUGCGGGAUGCCAAAAAGUGCAGCUUCCCGUCAACAUCCAAGCAAGGCAAAGGCGCGAGGGCCACGAAGAUUAUUACCAAGAUCAUUGAUCUUCCGGACACCCCUGAGCUGUCUAUCACCAAGGCCUCGGUAAUCAGGGCGGCUUGGGCCAUGGUCCUGGCCCGCUAUUGCGACACAGACGAUGUCACCUUUGGCACGUCGGUCUCUGGUCGACAGGCUCCUGUGCCAGGGUUAGGUGAAAUUGCCGGCCCUGUGGUAGCCACGAUACCUGUGCGUGUCAAGCUCGAUCGUAAACAAAACGUGGCUGCAUUCUUGAAUGCUAUUCAGUCACAGGCCACUGAAAUGAUUGCUUAUGAGCAAUAUGGUCUGCAAAACAUCCAGAAAUUAGACGCCGAGAUACAGGAUGCCUGUGAUUUUAGCAGCUUGCUCGUUGUCCAACCAUUCCAGAGAAUGGCUGAGAUGGGAAGCGACUCGGACUCCCUGCUGUUGGCCCCUGACAUCGACUCUGAUGUUACCGAAGGCAACCUGGAGGGCUACUUCAGCUACCCUCUUGUCAUGCAGACAAUCAUUUACGAUGACAAGAUUGCGCUGAACUUGACCUGCGACUCCUCAUUGGUGGCUGAGCCACAAAUGAGCGCCAUCCUGGAGCAGACCGAGCAUGUCAUCCACUCACUUCUUCUUCAGACGGAGAGUGAACUCGGAAGCGUCACCGUUGCUGGCGAUUGGGACUUUGAACAGGCUAAGAAGAGCAAUGUCGAGGUGCCCGAGAUUGUGAAUUCGACCUUCCAUGACAUGGUGGCCGAACAGGCCAGACUGCGUGCUGAUGGUAUCGCUAUCAACGCCUGGGACGCCAAGCUCACAUACAAGGACUUCAACGACGCCGCUGAGCGACUCGCUUCGGUACUGAUCGCGGACUACAGCGUACAGCCCCGUGAUCUUGUUCACGUGUGCUUCGAGAAAUCCGCAUGGCACUUUGUGUCCAUCCUCGCGAUCAACAAAGCCGGCGGCACUUGGGUGCCUCUUGAUCCCUCGCAUCCUCGUCAGCGAUUGGAGCAGGUUGCAUCGCAAACCGGAGCCAGGCUUGGCUUGACCUCGCCCCAGAACUCUCAGAUAUGCCGUGAGCUCAUGCCUCAAAUUGUCGAGAUCACCUCCGAGUUCGUGGACAACCUUGAGGCCCCAAGCAAGGAGCUCCCCAAGGUGUCGCCGUCUGAUGCUGCUUACGUUCUCUUCACCUCCGGCAGCACUGGCACGCCAAAGGGCCUCGUCAUGGAGCAUGUCUCUGUCUGUACGAGUCAGAAAGCCAUCGCCAGGCGACUACGCUUGACGCCCGAGGUGAACAUGUUGCAGUUCGCUGCCUUUGUCUUCGACCUAUCUAUCGGUGAGAUCGUGGGCCCCUUGAUUCAUGGUGCUACUCUUAGCAUCCCUUCAGAGUCGAUUCGCAUGAAUGGUCUUACGGACUUCAUCCGUGACAAUAAGGUCACCUGGUCAUACUUUACCCCAGCCUUCGCUCGCACCCUCAAGCCAGACAUGGUUCCGUCGCUGGAAUUACUGUUGUUUGCUGGCGAAGCCGUGCCCAGGGACGUUUUUGAGACUUGGUUCGGAUCUGUGCGUCUAGUCAACGGCUGGGGCCCUGCCGAAACCUGUUGUUUCUCAACCCUCCACGAGUGGAAGAGUGCCGCCGAAUCGCCCCUGACAAUCGGCCAGCCCGUCGGCUCCUUCUGUUGGGUCGUGGAGCCUGGCAAUCCUCACAAGUUAGCGCCUACCGGUACUCUCGGCGAAGUGGUCCUGCAAGGCCCCACGCUCUUGCGCGAGUAUCUCGCCAACCCUGAAAAGACUGCCGAGACGACGGUGUACGAUCUGCCGGACUGGGCACCCAACUCGAGCGACUCCCACUGGAACCGCUUCUACAAAUCAGGCGACCUCUGCUUCUACAAUGCAGACGGCUUCCUCGAGUUCAGCAGCCGCAAGGACACACAGGUCAAGAUUCGUGGCCUUCGUGUUGAAUUAGGUGAGGUUGAGCACCAUGUCCGGUCCAACCUGCCUGGUAUCCGGCAACUGGCCGUGGACGUGUUCAGAGCAGAAAAAGGCACAAAUCUCGUGGCAUAUUUCUGUUACUCUGAUGAGAGCCGCACCGCCAGCAGCAGCACGACCUAUGAGGACAUGUUCCUCCCGAUCGACGCCAAGCUAAACCGCCAGCUGUCUGCUCUUGUAGGCAAGCUCAGCGUGUCCCUGCCGCGGUAUAUGAUCCCAACACUUUUCGUCCCCUGCAAGUUCAUGCCCUUUAUCACAUCAACCAAAAUGGACAGGAACACGCUGCGCGCCGAGACCGGCAAGUUGGAACACGCCCAGCUGAACAACUACGCCCUGCUUGAUGGAGAGAAGCGAGGCCCUGCCAAUCCCACGGAAGCCCGUCUCCAGCACAUCUGGGCUGAGUUGCUCAACAUACCCGCUGAGUCGAUUGGCCGCGACGAUAGUUUCCUUCGCAUCGGGGGCGAUUCCAUCGCAGCCAUCCAGCUUGUCAGCGCCCUUCGCGAGAACGGUUUGCAAGUCGCCGCCAAGGAUAUUUUCGAUGAUUCGCGGCUGUGUGCCGUGGCGGAGAGGACAGUCGAGACCGACGUCGCCGAUGCUUCCUCUCAGCAGAUCGAGCCAUUCGGUCUGCUGAACAUGCCCGCGUCGGUCAUUGACAAGGUAGUUCGUGAGGAGGCUGGUCUGAAGCCCUCUCAAUCCGUGGUCGAUGCGUACCCAUGCACUUCUCUCCAGGAGGGUCUCAUGGCGCUCUCUACCACACAGCCUGGAUCAUACAUUGCCCGCUAUAGCUUCAAGCUAGCCGCUAAUGUCGAUGUCAACCAGUUCAAGGCUGCGUGGGAGCGUACCGUGAUCAAGUGUCCCAACCUACGCACUCGGAUUGUCAUGGUGGGCGGCCAGUGCGUGCAGGCCAUCGUUAACGAGGACACUAACUGGGAAACCGUACAUACGGACAAUCACCGCGAGUUUAUGAAGUAUGCCAAGACAGUGGAGAUGACAUAUGGAUCUCUCCUGAACCGCUACGCUCUCAUAACAGAGCCCAGCGGUGACAACUACUUCACAUGGGUGGUGCACCACACCACCUACGACGGAUGGACGCUUCGUCUGCUGCUUGGCACACUGUAUGCCGAGUUCAUGGGGACGCAAGGGUUUAAUCUUCAGCCAUACUCUGGCUUCAUCCGUUUCGUGCAGUCCAUAGACCGCGAGACGGCCAAGACUUUCUGGUCGAGCCAACUCGAGGGCGCCAGGAAGGCCACCUACCCUCCCACCAACAAGGUACGGUCCGGAAACGGGACGCGUGUGAUGAACAAGACCAUCAGCUUCCCCCGCACCACGGACUCUUCCAUCACAAAGGCCACGAUUCUGAGGGCGACGUGGGCCAUUGUCCUCGGCCGCUACAGCGAUACUGACGACGUCACGUUUGGCACGACCAUCAGUGGUCGCCACGCCCCGGUGGUUGGUCUCGCAGACAUGCCUGGUCCCAUGGUCGCUACGGUGCCCGUGAGGGUCAGACUUGAUCCCGAGACUGAUAUACACACAUUCCUCAAGGGCGUACAGGAUCAGGCCUCGGAUAUGAUUGCCUUUGAGCAGUUUGGCAUGCAAAACAUUGCCCGUAUCAGCCCUGAAGUACAGGAGGCCACCGACUUUUCCUCCCUUUUGGUGAUUCAACCCUUCCAGCAGAUGUUUUCUGUUGGUAAUGAGACUGAGGAGGAUGCUUGGCUUCUUCCUGCGGAAGAUGCGUCCGCCUCUGAUGGCGAUGGCGAGACCGGCGAGUCCAUGGAGGGCUACUUCAGCUACCCACUGGUGGUUCAGGGCCAGGUUGCCGACUCUCACGUGCAACUACAGCUGAUCUACGAUUCAGAUGUCCUCUGCAAAGAGCAGAUGUCUGCUCUGUCUGCUCAAUUUGACCAAGUGACGCAGCAGCUCAUCGAAAACGAUGCUUCACCCCUCAAAAAUAUCAACGUUGCCUCGAGCAUGGACCUUGACCUGGCCUACAAGUUCAACCCCGAGAUCCCUGAGCUCAUUGACUCUACUUUCCAUGGCCUCUUUGCCCAGCAGGUUGCCAUCCGACCUGACGAUAUGGCUGUCCGAGCUCAUGAUGGAGUGAUGACCUACGACCAACUCGACAAGGCCUCGAACCGCCUUGCUCACCACCUGAUUGACCAAGGUGUCAAGCAGCAUGGCCUCGUCCAGGUGUGCUUUGAGAAGAGUAUCUGGCACAUUGUGUCCAUUCUGGCUAUUAACAAGGCCGGUGCUGCCUGGGUUCCCCUAGACCCUGGGCACCCGGAGCAACGCCAGCGCCAGAUUGUCGACCAAACGGGCGCCACUAUCGCCCUCACAUCUGCGGACAACCUAGAGCUCUGCUCGAGGCUGGUCGACAAGGUCCUCAAGGUCUCCGCUCACCUCGACCAACAGCUUGCCGAUGAUGUUGCCUUAGAUGUCGCCCCGGAUGUUGAGGCGCGUCCUGAGGAUGCCAUCUAUGUUCUGUUCACGUCCGGAUCGACGGGUACACCCAAGGGCCUGGUUAUGGAGCAUGGGGCUGUCUGUACCGCCCAGACAGCCUUUGCCAAACGCCUUGGCCUGGCACCCGAAGUCAAUCUACUGCAGUUUGCUUCUUUCGUCUUUGAUUUCUCGGUCGGCGAAAUUGUCGGUCCCCUGAUCACGGGUGCGACCGUCUGUGUGCCGUCCGACCACACGAGGAUGAACAACUUGACCGAGUACAUCAACGAAGCCAACAUUACAUGGCUCUUCCUGACGCCUGCCUUUGCUCGUACUAUCGUACCGGCAAGCGUCCCGAACGUCACGCUGUUGUGUCUCGGUGGCGAGGCCGUCACUCGCGAUGUGCUUGAGAACUGGUUCGGACACGUCCGCCUUUUCAAUGGCUGGGGGCCUUCCGAAACUUGUGUCAUCUCCAUCAUGCACGAGUUCAACUCGAUAGAAGAUAGCCCCUUAACCAUCGGACGUCCAGUGGGAGGCUUUGCCUGGAUUGUAGACCCUAACGAUCCGCAGAAGCUGGCCCCUGUCGGCACCCUGGGAGAGGUCGUUAUCCAGGGUCCUAAUCUCCUAAGAGAGUACCUGGCCGAUCCCGAGCGCACCGCCGAAGCCUUGGUACCGACACCUCCGAAAUGGGCGCCUCGCACGAGUCUCAAGCCAUGGUCCAAGUUCUACAAGUCUGGUGACUUGUGUACCUACAACCCCGAUGGCACGAUUGAGUUCUCCAGCCGAAAGGACAAGCAGGUCAAGAUCCGCGGGCUCCGAGUUGAACUCGGCGAGAUUGAGCACCACAUUGGCGCUCAACUCCCUGGCGUAAGCCAAGUCGCUGUUGAUGUAUUCAAGGGCGACAAGGGGACCACUUUGGCCACCUACUUCUGCUUCGACAAGGCCACGCGUGGCUCGGCGCAGGGGACCAACAUGUUCACGCCGUUGCAUAGGGACCUGCAAAAGACACUGACGGCCGUGGUGAGCAAGCUCGACCGCAACGGUCUUCGUUCGCGUCUUGAGCAGCUCAAUAGGGCAGAGCUGGCUGAGUAUGCCCUCAUGGCUGGUGAGAAGCGCAUCCCUGACACGUCUGUUGAGAUGCAGCUGCAGAAGAUUUGGGCCCAACUGUUGGAUAUUCCCGAGUCCACAGUUGGGAAGGACGAUGCUUUCCUCCAAAUUGGUGGUGACUCCAUCCUGGCGAUCCAGCUUGUGUCGCGUGCUCGCGAGAGUGGCAUCUCCAUCACGGUCAAGGAUAUCUUUGAUGACUCGCGUCUUUGUAGCGUCGCCGCCAGGGCUUCCUCGGUCCAAGUCGACAAUGAUAGCGACAGCAUUCCUCCAUUCAGCUUGCUACCUGCUGAUAUGCGCGAGGUCAUACUGUCGACGGAUUGUGUUCACCAGAAGUGCAGCCUCAACGCGGAUCAAGAAAUUGAAGACGCCUUCCCUACCAUCGCCCUGCAAGAGGGCAUGAUCGCUCUCGCGGAGAAGCAGCCUGGCUCACACAUUGCCAAGUACGUCUACAAGCUGGCUGAUGAUGUGGACCCCGACAAGUUCCGCGCUGCGUGGGAACGUACCGUUGCCCACUGCGCAGUCCUGCGGACCAGAAUUAUCCAGCUGGGCGGCGAGUCCAUCCAGGUUGUUGUCAGCGGCGACGUCCACUGGGAGCCAUCUUCACCAGACGCCACCUCCUUCGUCAGGGAGGUUUCUGCCAAUUCCAUGGGCUAUGGUCGCCGUCUCAGCCGCUAUGGGCUCGUUCGCGAGGCCGAAGCCAACUACUUCUGCUGGGUGGUUCAUCACUCUGUCUACGACGGUUGGUCUUCUCAGCUCGUCCUCCGCACCCUCUUCUCCUGUUACUAUGGGGAAGAAGACGAAGACCUUGGUCUGGCCCCUUAUGCUGCCUUUGUCAAGUAUGUUAUGAGUGUUCCCGAGGAGCAGACCAAGGCGUUCUGGCGCAACCAGCUCGAGGAUGCCACCCGUGCGAGCUGGCCUCCUACCACCACCAAGUCGGGCGCAAGCGAGUCGGCCAGCACGGCCAAGAUUCUCGUCAAGAACAUUGACUUGCCCAAGAAGGACAGUGGCAUCACCAAGGCCACCAUCUUGCGCGCCGCGUGGGCCGUUGUCUUGGCCCGCUACUGUGAGAACGAGGAUGUCACCUUUGGCACGACAGUGUCAGGCCGACAGGCGCCUGUUGCCAAUUUGUCAGAGAUGCCCGGUCCGACGCUGGCCACGGUGCCCAUUCGAGUCCGUCUCGACAGCCAGCAGACCAUCUCGGGCUACCUGCAACAAAUCCAGAACCAGGCCCUCGAGAUGAUUCCAUAUGAGCAAUACGGUCUGCAGAACAUCAACAGGCUCGGGCGUGAUGCUGAGGAGGCGGCCUCCUUCUCGUCACUUUUGGCCGUGCAGCCUGCGCAGCAAUUCGCCGGCAUGAGUGGCGACGCCUACUCGCUGCUCAUGCCUGACACGACCGAGAAGAUCAGCGUCGAGGAGGCCAUGGCAGGCUACUUCACCUUCCCGCUCGUAGUCCAAGGCCGGAUCCUUGACAGUGGUGUUGACGUCGUGCUCACCUACAACUCCGACAUCCUCAGCGAGAACCAGAUGACUGCCCUGUCAGAGCAAUACGCCAACGUCGUGCAGCAGCUCCUCUCUGAAAGCGACGAGCCUCUGUCUACACUCGCCGUCGCAGGUGAAUGGGACGUUCGAAAGGCACACGAGUUCAACAGCCACACGAUUGACGUACACGACAAGACAUUCCACGGAAUGGUGGAAGACGUCGCCCGUGGCCAGCCUGAAGCCUGGGCUGUGCGCUCCUGGGACGGCGAGUUCACGUACGCUGAGCUCGACCGUGCUGCCAACCGCCUAGCGCACCAUCUUGCAAACUACUAUGGUGUGCAGGUCGGUGAUCUGAUCAUGCUCUGCUUUAACAAAUCUGCCUGGUACCAGGUGGCCAUUCUGGCCAUCAAUAAGGCCGGUGGUGCUUGGGUGCCUGUCGAUCCCUCACACCCACCUGCUCGUAAGCAGCAGAUUGCCGACCAGGUCCAUGCCAAGGUAGCCCUUGUCUCUCCUGGCAAUUUCAAGCCCAUGGCUGGUCUCGCAGGGAGUGUGCUGGUCGUCGGCACAUCCCUCGACAGACAACUCCAGGCCAGCACUGGCGCCGGUGAAAAGGGACCGUCUGUAACCGUCGCCCCCCAGGACAUUGUCUACGUCUUCUUCACAUCUGGCAGCACUGGCACGCCAAAGGGAUUCGUUAUUGAGCACCAUUCUCUGUGCACAAGUCAGAUGAACAUUUGGAACACUCUGCGGAUGCCUUUUGGCAAGGCUCGGACACUUCAAUUUGGCUCGCACGUCUUUGAUAUCUCCGUCGCGGAGAUCGUCAGCACCUGGUUCUUUGGUGGCUGUUUGUACGUUCCCGACGAUGAGACGCGCAUGAACAACAUUGUCGAGUACAUCAACAAGUGGGAGAUCAACUGGGCACUCCUCACACCCGCCUUUGCUCGCGGCAUCAAGCCCAAGGACGUCCCGUCUCUCGAGUUCCUGCUUGUCGGCGGUGAAGCCUGCACGCAGGAGAUUCUCGACGCCUGGAAGAACGAGGUCCAGCUCGUCAACGCCUGGGGCCCUGCUGAGACCACCUUCGCCAACACAGCUCACAAGGUUGGCCCGAACAGCACGCCCGGCACCAUUGGUAGCCCCGUCGCAGCGUACGUGUGGAUCGUCGAGCCUAACGAUCCUACUCGUCUCGCACCCAUCGGAACCAUCGGUGAGAUUGUCAUCCAAGGUCCCACCAUCAUGAGGGAGUACAUUGGUCUCCCUGACAAGACGGCCGAGGCCAUUCUCGAGGGUCUGCCACAGUGGGCGCCUCGUCACAACGAGCGUGGCUGGAAUCGCUUCUAUAAGUCUGGUGACCUCGCUUCGUAUAAUGCCGACGGCACCAUUGAGUUCUGUUCACGCAAGGAUACCCAAGUCAAGAUCCGUGGUCUACGCGUGGAACUCGGUGAGGUGGAAUACCACAUCAAGAACGCUCUCGUGGGCGUCCAGCAGGUCACUGUCGAUGUCUUCAGAUCUGAUACCGGCGCUAGUCUGGUUGCCUACUUCUCCUACGACGAUUUCACGGGCCGCCGCUCCGAGUCGUCGCCCUUUGAGCAGCUUACAUCCGAGCUGCAGAGCGCCGUGACGGCACUCGUCGGUACACUCGCCGUCAGCUUGCCCUCCUACAUGGUCCCGGUUAUGUUUAUUCCCUGUAACUUCAUGCCAGUCACGGCAUCAGGCAAGUUGGAUAGAAAGUUGCUCAAGACACUGACCGAGGAGCUGUCCAAGGAGGAGCGGGCUGCUUAUGCUUUGGCUGAGGCCGACAAGAGGCCACCCGAGACGGAGAUGGAGACGCGAAUGCAAAAGCUGUGGUCGGAAGCUCUGGACAUCGCGCCUGAAUCCAUCGGCCGAGACGAUAGCUUUCUCCGUAUUGGCGGUGAUUCUAUCGCUGCCAUCCAGCUUGUGACGCUAGCUCGUGACGCUGGUCUGUCGCUUUCCGUGAAGGAUAUCUUUGCUGAUCCACGACUUUCCACUCUGGCCAUCAAGUGCAUCGAGGGCACGAGCGGUGUCAUCGAGGAGGUCUCGCCAUUCUCCUUGCUCGACAGCGAGCGGAAGAGACUCGUUCUCGCGGAAGCCGACCAGCGUAUCGACAUCUUGGACCAACGUCACAUCAUUGAGGACGCAUACCCUUGCACCCCUCUCCAGGCUGGACUCAUGGCCCUGACCCUCAAGCAGCCUGGAGCCUACAUCAUGAAGCACGUGUAUCGUCUCGGCAAGCACAUUGACGUUGAUACCUUCAAGGCGGCUUGGGAGCAGACAGUCGACCUAUGCUACAACCUGCGGACACGCAUGCUCCAUGUCGCCGGUGCCCCUGUUCAAGUCAUCGUUUCCAACGACAUUGCCUGGGAGCAGACGGGCGAUAUGGGUGUCAAGGCAUUCAUUGAGGCGUCCAGCCUCUUCGAAAUGGGCUAUGGAACUCGCCUGAGUCGCUAUGCCCUCAUCACGGAAGGCGAGGACACCUACCUGAUCCUCACCAGCCACCACUCCGUCUUUGAUGGUUGGACAAUGGGCCUCAUCUUGAACAACCUGCGGAGCUUUUAUGCGGGUGCUGCUCCUACCCCCAUGGUGCCCUAUUCCGGCUUCAUCCGGCAUAUCCUCAAGAUGGACCAUGAUGCGGCUGCCAACUACUGGAGGGAGCAGCUCACAGGCGCCAAGCGCGCUUCGUUCCCUCCUGAGGUCAAGGCCUCUGAGACUGAGGCUUCCACCAAGAGCAUCACACGUCGCGUCGCCAGGAGCGUGCCCUGGCCUGGGACGCCGCUCGAGCAAGGCAUCACGCGCGCCUCCGUCGUCAGGGCUGCCUGGGCCAUUGUCCUCGCACGCUACUCGGAGACGGCCGACGUGACGUUCGGUACCACCGUCUCCGGUCGUACCGCGCCCGUGGCAGGACUAGAGCGCAUGCCUGGCCCUGCUCUGGCCACAGUGCCCGUUCGGGUCCGCCUGAACGGCACGCAGUCCGUCAGGGACUUUUUGCACGGCGUGCAGAGACAAGCCUCUGAGAUGACCUCGUACGAACAGUUUGGCUUACAAAACAUCUCCAAGCUAGGCGACGAGGUCAAGGAAGCCACCAGCUUCCAGACGCUCUUUGUUGCGCAGCCUGCUCAGGGCGGUGACACGGGGAGCGAUGGGGACGAAGCCAUGGUGAGCUCUGCUUCUGAGAAGCUAGGCGAUGCCAUGGAUGGCUACCACAGCUACCCUCUUGUGGUGGAGGGUGUCAUUCUCGACGAUUCUGUCGAUUUCUCCCUCGUCUACAACGCUCGAGCUCUGUCUGACGCCCGUGUGGAGGCCUUGUCGAACCACCUCGGCCAUGUCGUUCGCCAGCUCUGCGUUGCGGGAGAGAGAUCCUUGAGCCAGGUCGAGGUUGCUGGUGCCUGGGACCAGAACAAGAUCGCCUCCUGGAACCAACACGAGCCGAAGACUGUCGAUGAUACUCUUCACGGCUUCUUCAGCAAACAAGCCCAGCGCAUGCCCAACAAGGAGGCCGUGUUCACCACCGCUGGCUCACUCACUUAUGCUGAACUCGACGACUUGUCGAACAAGGUGGCUACUCACCUUGUCGAGCUUGGUGUCGGCCGCGAGACACCUGUUCCCGUGUGUCUCGACAAGACAAUGUGGGCCAUUGUAGCCCUCUUUGGUGUCAUGAAGUCGGGCGCUGUCUUCAUUCCUCUCGACCCGGCACAUCCCAUCGAGCGUCGCCUGGACAUCGUCGCCCAAGUCAACGCCAAGCACAUGGUGGUCACGCCCGACAACGUCGCCGACUUUAGAGGCGUUGUUCCCACCAUUGUCGAGGUUUCGCUCGAUGCCAUCAGCAGGAUGAAGGCCACCGGGUCGCCUUCUCAGCUGCAGGACCGUACCACACCCGCCAACGCGGCCUACAUUCUCUUCUCGUCUGGCUCCACUGGCAAGCCCAAGGGCAUCAUGAUCGAGCAUGGUCCCGUUCUUUCGAGCCUCAUGAGCCAGGUGCACGUGUACGCGCUCGAGAACGAGGACGUCCGCUGCAUGCAGUUCUCCAGCUUCGCCUUUGACGCCUCCAUCCUCGAGCUCUGGGCCGCCGUCGGUAAUGGCGGCACGCUCUGCAUGGCGGCCGAGUCGGAGAGGCUGCAGAGCACGGCAGACUUUCUCACCCGUUCGCGCACCAACGUGGCGCUCUUCAGUCCUUCGUUUGUGCGCACCGUCCAUCCCGCGCAGGUCCCGACGCUCAAGGUGCUGCAACUUGUCGGCGAGGCAUCCGGCAAGGAUAACAUCCAGACCUGGUGCGGCAAGGUCCGCCUUCUCAACGGGUACGGACCUACCGAGGGAUGUAUCAUGAGCGCCGUCCACGAGUGGACGUCCCGCGACGCCUCGCCUACCACAAUCGGACAGUACUUGGCGCACAGCGCGUACAUUGUGGACGCGGACGACCACAACAAGCUCUCGCCCGUUGGCUGUGUUGGUGAACUUCUCAUCCAGGGGCGCGCUCUCGCUCGUGGCUACAUUGGCGACGAGGACAAGACCAAGGCCAGCUUUCUGCGUGGCCCCAUGACCUGGAUGCCUGUCUCGCUCAGCCAGCUCCACCAGCGCUUCUACAAGACGGGCGAUCUGGUCAGCUACAAUGCCGACGGCUCUCUCGAGUACCACGGUCGCGUUGACACGCAGGUCAAGGUCCGUGGUCAGCGCAUUGAGCUCGGGGAGGUGGAAGACCGCAUCAUCAAGGCUUCUGACAAGGUCGAGUAUGCUGCUGCCGGGGUCGUGAAGCUGGACACACGCCAGGUCCUGGUAGCGUACGUCAGCUUCAAGCAAGAGGUGGACGAUGUAGGAGAGGAGGAUGGCCUCUUCUUGCCCUUGGGCGAGGAGAUGCAGGAGUUCCGCGCGGAACUGACGAGACAGCUGCGGCUGGUUCUGCCGGUGUACAUGGUGCCUACCAUUGUCUUCCCGGUGCGUCAGAUGCCUUUUAUUGGGGCAUCGAUGAAGCUGGACCGCAAGACGCUCAAGACCAUGACGGAUGGCCUCUCUCCCGAGGACCUGCGUCACUACUACUCGGCCAGAGAGACAAAGGUGCAGCCCCAGAACGAGGCCGAGGCCAAGUUACAGACUCUUGUGUGCACUAUCCUAGGCCUCAAGCCCGAAGAGGUCGGACGCCAUGAUGAGUUCCUCCAGAUCGGAGGCGACUCGCUGACCGCCAUCAAACUGGCCUCCAUGGCCCAGGAGCACAAUCUCGGGCUGACGGUCGCCACCAUCUUCAAGGACUCGCGUCUGUCCGCCCUGGCCUUGGCCACCACAGGCGGCACCCAGUACCAGACUUUGGACGUGGCACCGUUCGAGUUGCUCGACUCGCCCGACGAGAUCGAGGUCAUUGCGCGUGAGGUGCAGAAGCAGGGCAACCUGCCCAGCCUCCCGGCACUCGAGGACGCGUUCCCGACGCACACGACGCAGGCUGCCUUUGUCAAGACAACCACAAAGGGCCCUGGGCUCUUCAUGGCCGCCCGCGUCUGGCGUCUGCCCGAUCACGUCGACGUGUCCCGUUUCAGGGCAGCCUGGGAGGCGCUGGUGCAGCACUUCCCCAUCUUGCGCACCCGCAUCGUCCUGGUCGACGGCGUGGCCAAGCAAGCGGUCCUCAAGGGCCCCUGCGAGUGGGAAGACGCCUCUGGGCACAAGACGGUGCGGUCGUACGUUGCGUCGCGCUUUCCGCCCAACGAAGGCAUGAACAUGACCUACGGCUCGCCUCUCUCUCGCCAGGCGAUUGUGCGCGACGACGGCCACGACUAUUGUGUCUGGAUCCACCACCACGCCGUCUGCGAUGGCUGGACCAUGGGUCUCGUCGUCCGCGCCAUGCACCAGUUCUACUACGGCGUGCCGCCGCCGGCCCUGCAGCCGUAUUCUGGCUUCGUCCGCUUCUCGCGCGGCAUCGACAUGGACGCUGCGGCCCAGUACUGGACCAGGCAACUCGAGGGUGCGCAGGAGACCAUCUGGCCCAACCCACCGCCCGCAGGGACACCGACCACGGGCAUCACGGCCAUGUUGCGUCGCUGCUUUUCGCUACCUGCUCGUCCGGACUCCACCGUCACCACUGCUACGCUCAUGACGGGUGCCUGGUCCAUCGCCCUCGGCAUCAACCUCCAACGAGACGACGUCCUAUUCACCCACACGUCGUCCGGUCGCCAGGCACCCCUGCGCGGUCUCGAGUCCGUCGCCGGUCUGACCACCGCACGUGUGCCCGUACGCGUGGGUCUGCCCAAGGAUCAGUCCGUCACAGAAUACCUCGCGAACCUGCAGCUCAUGGCGGCCGAGAGCGUUCCCCACGAGCACUUUGGCACAGACAAACUUGCCGAGCUGUGCCCUGAAGUCGCCUCGACGCUGACGCACCCGACGAACCGCAUCGCGCUGCAGCCAGCCAAGGCGGACUCCUCGUCCAACGCGGACCUGUCGGACGCCAUCAUUGUCAGUGACGAGGACAAGUUCUCGUCGGUGGAGAUGGCGGACGGGUACACGCAGACGCUGAUUGCGGUGCAGUGCAUGCUCGGCGAGGAAGAGUACGACUGGCGCACGACGUACAAUAAGCUGUGCGUGGGGCCUGAGGAGAUCAACAGGCUGUAUGACCAGCUGGAAGGCAUCUUGACGCGGUUGUGCGAGGAGCCUGAUGCCAAGCUGGGCUCUUUCUUUGUUUCUGAGUAG
Molecule: messenger RNA, 45390 nt
Organism: Emericellopsis cladophorae
Lineage: Eukaryota; Fungi; Ascomycota; Sordariomycetes; Hypocreales; Bionectriaceae
Product: nonribosomal peptide synthase
Exons: 5
Coding region: 1-45390 (15129 amino acids)
Biological process (GO): amino acid activation for nonribosomal peptide biosynthetic process; secondary metabolite biosynthetic process
Cellular component (GO): cytoplasm
Molecular function (GO): phosphopantetheine binding; catalytic activity
Source: RefSeq, a predicted model, not a curated record